Molecule: messenger RNA, 53615 nt
Organism: Pelobates cultripes (western spadefoot toad)
Lineage: Eukaryota; Metazoa; Chordata; Amphibia; Anura; Pelobatidae
Source: the annotation of a GenBank genome assembly
AUGUGUGAAAAUCUGCCAGCUCAUCCGCCUCUAAUUCUAUUUUGGGUGUCCAGUCUAGCAGCCAUUGUUGUACCUCUGCUGGGCACAGCUGCAAAAAUUACUCCUUUAUCACCAAAGCUUUCUAGGGUUUUAAUCUCCAGUCCUUUGAUCCACUGUCGGAACACGUCAUCAUUUGGCCUACAAUUGCAUUGUAGUUCUCCAUGAAAUGUCCAGAAUUUUUUUCUGUAGUCCUCCUCAGUGAGAGUGUACCACCUCUACACUAAGUCUGCAAAUACUUCCAAAGCCAGACAUCUGAGACCAGCAGUGAGUAACUUUGCCCAUUUUUCCUAUGGCAGGUGGUACUGUCUGCAAGUCUUUUCAAAGCUACACAGGAACACUUCCAAAUUACCAUCUUUAUCCAAAGUAGGAACAGUUCCUGCAAUAGUCUGAGUGCAAAAGAGUCUCAAAUCAAUACUGACAGGGAAGCAAGUCGAUCUCUCCAGUGCAAAGAGUGCACUUACUGCAUUUACUUUUCAUUGGCAUGAUAAACCAAGUUUAUGCAUUUAAUGUACAUUGGCAUGAUAUAACCUACACUGUCACCUUUCCACAUACACGGUCACCAUCUUCCCCCACUGUCACCAACUGCAACACUGUCACUAAACCACAGCCUCCCCACACACUACCUUCCCCACCACACACUGUCAACACCAACCACAUUAUCACCAUCCCCAAACACUGCCCUCAUUCUCCACACUGUCACCAUCCCAACACGCUGUCACCACCUCCACAGACUGCCGCCCUCCCCCACAAUGUCACCACCUCUCACAAUGUCACUAUCCCCCUACACUGUCACCCCUCCCAAACUGUCACCCCACACACUGUCACAAACCGACACACUGUCAAAAUCCCACACACUGUCACCAUCCCCAUAUUUUCACCACCUUACCCCCACAAUGUCAUCAUCUACACACCAUCACCCCCCCCACAUUGUCACCAUCUCCACACACUGCCACCUUCCCACACACAUUGUCACCAUCACCCAAACUGUAAUCUUACCCCACAAUGUCAUCAUCUACACACACUAUCACCCCCACACUAUCACCAUCCCCACACACUGUCCCCAUCCCCACACACUGUUCCACCACACACUGUCACCACUCCAUACACUGUCAACAUUCCACCUACAUUGUCACCAUCCCUCUCACACACUGUCACCAUCCCUUCACACUCUCUCCACACACACACACACACACACUGUCAUCCUCAUCCUCACUGGAAGCAGAGACAGACCACAGAGAGGCUGGUGGCAGAGAGAUGGCACAGCAAGGUUAAGGGCAGAGAGAUGGCACAGAGAGGCUGGGAGCAGAGAGAUGGCACUGGCAGGUUGUUUGGGGGCACAUGGCACUACAGGCUUUUUGGAGGCUCAUUGAAAAGAUACACACAUUUUAUGAAUUUACUGCUCUUUGGCAUGAUAUUCCAGAUUUAUUCAUUUACUACUCAUUAUCAGAAUAUAUCAAGUUUAUGUAUUUAUUGUUCAUUGGCAUGGUAUACCAAAUUUUUUUUAAUUCAUUGCUCAUUGGCAUGAUAUAUAAGGUUUUUUGGCAUUUACUGCAUUAAUAUCAGGGGUGGGAGGUGGUGUGUGUGUAUAUAUAUAUAUAUAUAUAUAUAUAUAUAUAUAUAUGUUUUAAGGCCGUUUGGCCUGUAUUUGUGGCUUAAAUUAAUUACUCCCCUAUAUAAGGGACACCCCUUAACUGACUCAUAUCGCUUGAGGUCAGCAUCAGAAUGAUUUCCACUUCUGGGUCAUCCAGACGCCAUUUUACCUGAUUACUCCAUGAGGUUUUCUAAGCUGAGCUGUGUAAGGAAUUCAGCCACAGGCUUUUUCCGGCCUUCCACAUUCUUUCUUCAAUCUAUCGCUGUGGAUGGUGUCCUAGUGACUCACAAACCGUAAGGUGACUUACCUGUUACGCCAGGCAUCAGUCCCACGGCCCCUUGCACGGGUCAGGUCCUCACUUUAUGGCGGCAUUUUGUCUAAAUCUGUCCUAAAACCAUGGCAUGUUCAUGCAUAUCAUUCGUUUAAAUUCACUUGUUUAUAUCUGUCACUGGCUCAUUUCGAGCAUUAGCAUACUUCCAAACGGGAACACAUUCUGUUUCAAUUGCCUAAACAUACUAGGCAAUUCUGUGCGUGCAUUUCAAAUCUCACUGCUCGAUUCGUUUUGUUUCCCUGACAUACCAGGCUCACGGUUCGUGCAAUUUUCUACCAAACGGGAACUAGUUCAUGCAUUUACUAUUUUACUACACAAACGUUUCGUGCGUUUACAACCCACGAACAGAACUUUGGUUUGUUACAAUGACUGUUAUUAAGCUAUUAUGUUCACUUAUUGUAUAUUGUCAAACGGGCACUGUUUGUUUCCCUGUCAUACAACUAUAAUGCUGGGGAAUAGCUCACGAACAAGGUUUCACAUAAACCACACUGACUCCUACAGGUCACUCUCAAAAUCUCACGUUAACCUUGCAUUUGGAUUAACCCCUUAAGGACCAAACUCUGGAAUAAAAGGGAAUCAUGAUAUGUCACACAUGUCAUGUGUCCUUCAGGUGUUAAAGGGUAUUUUACCAUACAAUCAGCAUUUCUGACCCCUACUGGUCAACAGCAAAACUGUCUUCACAUGUCAUAUACAAUUACCAGCCAAUAUAAAUUACACAUAAGAUUGUUUUAAACAUAACCAUAAAUUAAACUCCAACACGGGCUCAACAUCAGGUUUAAUUCACAAUAAUUUACAUUUCACAUCAAGACUAACAGUGGUUCUAUCAACACUGCCACCUACAGGUCUGUCAAGUACAUUGACAAUUUUCAUGGGGUUUUACAAACACCAAAACACUGACCCCUAUAGGUCAACAGACAACAUUUCACAUACCAAUCAGUAUCAACUACACUGCCACCUAUAGGCACUCGGCAGAUCUCCAGUGCACUUGCAUUUUGCAACACCAUGUUCACUGACCAUUCAAUAAGGCAUACAACAAUUAACAGCAAGCAGUAUAUCAACAUCUGUUAUAAAUACACAUAUUAUUACACAGUAGCACACGCAUCUGUAUUUACGUAACUGGUAAUAUGGUUCACAUACAUACGGCACUUAAUGGGUUAAGAUUGAUACAUAUUUAACCAGUAUGAAUAUGAUGUUUAAUAUAUACAUAUCACAUCACUUUACUUUCACAUAUACUGUAUGUUUGAAGAUAAGCUUUGUCUAUGCCAUAUUUCCUUAUGCCAUACAAUUUUAUCCAUUCAGGUUACAGUUACUACUAAAAAAACCUAUACGGAUUGUCAGGUUCAAUACCAUACUACCAGGUACGUACACCUGCUCAUGUAGUUAUCCAUCUCUUACCUUCCCUGGAAUAGUAAUAGUGUACUGGCAAUUAGGGUUCUAGGGCCCAAUAGGUAUUACCCCCUUUUUUUUCUCUGCAUUAUGCUUCGGUUAGUGGUUCCGCGAGGCCAACACCCCGCCUCACACUCGGAGGCAUACAUCCCUCGGGCCACUCGUGAGCUAGCCGCCUCGCAUUGUAUCAUAGAGAGGGCCUCACCUGUCACUCCCCUUCCUAUUUUCUGGUUACUGUCACCGAGAGGCCAACAUCCUGCCACAACAUUUGGUGGCCACAAAAAAUCCCCUUGCGCCAAGCAUAGAUGGAGCCUCUCAAGCCACUUGGCAAAUAGCAGGGCCUCACCAGUCACCAAAAAACACCAAGCCUAAUCGUUUCGCCUUACGGCUUAGCUAGCAAGCCAGUACAAGACCCCUGGGUACAAAUAAUAAUUGCAAUCUUUAUUGUUAUUUAAGUAUUUCUCAAAAAGAUGGUGAAGAAUCAGCUCUUCCUGGCACCCCGGCUAGAAGUGAUACACCUUCAAGCAGAGGAGAUGUGGCUCCAACCUAAGGAGGCGACAAAUCCCCUACCCUGCCACAGCAAGGAAAGCAGAGUUAUUCAAACUCCUCCAUACAUCAACGAACAACACGGAGGCAGGGGAAGGCCCAGCAACACCAACUCAGGUGACACCCAGGCCAUGCUAGCCUCACUCAUAAACUCAUGAGCCAAAAAAUUUACGACAGACUGGCAAUCUCGAGUCGGUUACAGCCCUCACAAGGCUGGGCCUCAUGCUACUGUACAACCAGCACCAACCGAAACUCGGUUACCUGGUACAACCAAUUCUUGGUACAAGACGUUAACCAUGCACAUAUGAUCCCGGCACAUUGGGGAAACAAGGCAUAUAUAUGUAUGAUGAUGUAUCCAUGAUGGUCAGACCCAGGGAUUCUAGGUAAAUCGGGAACUGACCAUCCCUUGGUUGUGUUGUCAUUUGGAAUAUGUAGAGAUGCUUAUUUGUGCAGGUACCCAUACAGAAGGGAUUUUCUCCCAAACAAACGGACGAGCACUCUCAGGCUCCAGGUACCAGCACCUCUGAACUACCAGAGACAAUUGGUAUUAGUAGUUGCAUUGCAUAUAGACUGUUGCAUAUAUGUUCAAAUCAUUCAGGGCACAUGACAAACCAUGUGUCCCAAUACAACUUACAAAUAACGUACUCACAUCUGUACACACCAAUGCAUUUUCAACAGUACUGACUCCUCAUCCUUCCAGACUUGUAGUAGAUUUACUAAGGCUCUGGAGCUUCAAAGGGCUCCCAUACAUGUAUCAUAAAAAAUAAACCCUCAAGGAAUAUAGCAUGCCCUCACUUAGUCAGCACAACAGAACCGUCGGCUGUAAACACACACAUAACCAAGAUUUGCAGAGGGGUUUUUUACUUGGGUUUUCUAAUCUCCACCAUUUACAGCAUGGCACCAAACACAUUGGUAUUGUCACAAGGGAAUCUUCCCUUAAACAAAGACUAACCAUAGACUCAUUGGCACCACACACCUUCGCUACCCCAAGUCUCAACUUCCUCAUACCCUCCGAGGAGUUUCCUUACUAUACACACCAUUGAUCUACCUUUACAGCUAUCACUCAAGCAUGGGCUGAAGCUUCGUUAAGUAAGACCAAUAUCAUCAACACAGUAAACGGCUACCAUCUACCCUACAAACUGGCACUUACAUGGCAUAAAAUGGGCAAUCCUUUCCCCGCUAAAAGCAGCUGCUGUGGCAUGGAGUAAAUCAUGGUUAGGGUCAUCAAUCCGUUGUUACUCAGACAACUAAGCACAUGUCAUAUCAUCAACAAAUGCCACUCAUCAUCCAUACGAUCAUGGUAUUGCUGGGGAACUCACUUGGUUGGCCACUUACCACAUAUCUUUUACUUUCAUGUACCAGGCGGGGGUAUACAUCCCUGCCGACAAUUGUCUCAUUUAUAUUCCAGGCAUGUUCAUCAUACGCUUCUUACAGCCGCCCAUACAGUCACGGCCACUCUUUCGUUCCAGAGACAAAAUCAUGGAUUAGACAUACUCAUGCAGCAUAGCAUGCACUAUCCCACCUAGCACUUUCAUCCCAUACUUGUAGAACGCAUAACACAGCUAUUCACCUGGCUUUAAAGAAUCUCAUUGGAACACGACAUAGCUCAACCUGUGUCAUAACAUUUCUCUUAGGUUUUGCUUCAUUUUUUGCCACCUUAAACUAAAACCAUCUCACACACCAUUAAUUAUAUAUUUUACAGGCAUUCAACAACAGAGGAUAACCUAUGGCCAAAACUACCAUAACUUCAUGCUACCAUACCAGACAAGAAUAUACUAUACCAUCCCCCCACGUUCCACUCAGAGAUUACCAAUAGCCAUCCAACUUUUCCAUCCUUAUCGGACCUAUUAGAGCUACAACCAUUCAAUUAUACUACCAAGUCGGCCAUUACCAGCCAUGCACCUUUUAUGCCUUUCUCAGGCCAGAGAAUCCACCACUCAGACAGAUCAUUGUCUUCAACGAUCCCACGUAUGUAAACACAUAUAUCAUUACCUAUUGGCUCUACCACAUUCCGAAACAAGUCAACACGCACCAACAGUAGAGAUAACAUACUAUCCUACCCACAGCAAAUGGUGUCCAGUUGCGGUCCUAGAUUCCUACCUUCAAAAUCCUUCAAGGAAUUAAAUACCGUAAUGCAUCUAAGAUAAUGUCUGGUUAAUUUGUAUAUAUUGUUGACUGUAUUAAAUCUUUGAUUAUUCUUUUUGCCCUCUUUAUUUACAGGCCUACCGUAUCGUCGGUCUAGGCACACCACAACCGACUUGCUCCCUUUAUACUAUCCUACACUUAUGCUGGAACCUUACUCCAUAUACGGCUAUUUGCCCCGAACACAAAUAUAUAUGACUGGGGAGGGAGGUGGUGAAGUCUUGGAUCCAGGCAGCAGAAUGUCUUACCCGGCCAAGUGGAGUUGGAAACACAGAAAUCCCAGCAUGCAAACAUGAAUUUCAGGGAGGUGGCUCAAACUUAUUUAGAUUUUCAUAUACAACUGUUUCAUAUAUAAAUAUUUCAUAUAAAGUGAAAGCCCUGUUUCUCCUGAACAAAAUUAUAUAUGUAAGUGCACUUAAUAUGAAAUAGGUAAAUUACGGUUGAAUAGUCAAAUUCCAGGUUUUGAUCAGAACUUGUACAAUUGCCUCUAUCCUUAAGAGGGUUGAAGGAUCACUAUAGUGUCAGGAAAACAAAGCGGUUUUCCCCCUCCCGUGGCGCUUAAGGGGCUAAAACCCCUUCAGCAGCUUACCUUUAUCCAGCGCCGGGGGAGCCCCUCGGCGCUGGUGACCUCUCCUCCACGUCCAACGUCAGCUCCCCCAUCCGAUGUCACUGGAGCCGCAUGCGCAGCAAGUGCUGCGCAUGCAUUCUAAGAGUCCAUAGGAAAGCAUUUCUAAAUGCUUUCCUAAGGACGCUCUGCGCAAUGGAGGCGAAAUUUGUCUCCAGCGUCGCAGAUGCGCCUCUAGUGGCUGUCCGGAAGACAGCCACUAGAGGCUGGAUUAACCCUCAGUGUAAACAUAGCAGUUUCUCUUAAACUGUUAUGUUUACAUGUGAAGGGUUAAAACCUGAGGGACCUGGCACCCAGACCACUUCAUUGAGUGGUCUGGGUGACUAUAGUGUCCCUUUAAAAAGCCUGCAGGGACAAGCUAAGGACACCAGAACAACUACAUUAACAUGCUGACAGAGUGUCUGGUGACAUUAAAGCGGCACUGUCAAUAUGACCCCCAUAAUAGCCUUCUUCCCCUACUUGCUAUGUUAUGAGUAGGGGCAUGUCUACUAAAUAGUGAGCGGCCAGUAGGGUUUUUAAGUUAAAUGGGGGACCUAAUGUCCCCCUUGGCCCCCACCCAUUAGCGGCAGGGGCUAAAAGUAACAAGAGGAGGGGGGACCUAUUGACUCCCCCCCUGGCCCCACCCAAGAGCGGCAGGGGGGGCCCUAAGUAACAAAAGAAGGGAGGACCCUUUUGUCACCUGCCCUCCAACCCCCAACCAAGAGUGGUGGGUAGGAGCCCUAAGUAACAAAAGGGGGGACCUAUUGUCCUCCCCACUUCUGGCUCCCACCCAUGAGUGGCAUGUGGGGGCCCUUGACGACAAAAACGGGGGCCUUUUGCGUCCCCCAGCCCCUACCCAUUGGCGAUGGGUGGGGGCCAAAUGUAAAAAAUCCCCCCCCCCACAGGUGACUAGGGUCCCAAAGCCCCUAGUCACCCCCAUCCCAAUAAAAUUAAACCCUACCUACCCCCUCACCCUAAAAAUAGUUAGGGGAGGACAAAAAAAACUAAAUAUCUGUAAGUAAAAAAAAAAAAAAAAAUCAUACUUACCAUUAGAUGUUUUCUUGUUUCUUAAACAUUCUUUUUUCAGCCCCCAAAAAGACCAAAUAAAAAUCCAUUAUUCCCAUCAAACUCAUAAAAUAAAAUCUGAGCGCAAGAUAAAAAACAUGCCGAGAAAAGAAAAACCUGACUCUAAAACAAGUAAUCCAUUUUCACCCAGGGAGGGCACCGCGCAGACUGAGCUCCGCAGGGCGGAGAAGGGCUUAUAAAGCCUACCCACCCCCUGCAAGUUGACUCAGAGCGCUCUUAUUGGUUGGUUUACACCAACCAAUAAGAGUGCUCUGAUUGCUUUACUUGCAAAGCUCAAAUUUACUUGCAAAGCUCAAAUUUACCUAUCAGACAAGGCUCACUGUUUAGUAGAAAUGCCGCUACUUUUGGCAUAGCAAGUAGGGGCAGAAGGGAGAUUUAAAACUCCCUUAUGUACUAAUACUAAGUAAUCUUUACUUUACUUAGCUUCCUAAUACCCUCGAAUGAAAUUCCAAUGUAGCAGAAAGUACCGAAUUACGUCCUAACAAGAAUGGAGAAAGUAUUUUCAUUCUGUUAGGACGAAAUUUGGUAGUUUCGCCAGUGUCCUGUCUAAAUGACAGGACGUUCGGGAAUAGUGAAGGGAGGCAUCGCAAGAUCACAGAGGGAAAGGGUGAGUAUUGUGGGAAUAUUUAUCUGACCCACUUGAGCUGGUCAAGUGUUGGAAAAAAACAGAAGACAAAGUAGUCCUACUUUGUCUUAUGUUUUAAAGAAAACUAGAUCAGUUAGGAAGAAAAGAAGAACAGAUCCUGAGACAGGGAGAGAAGAAGAAAGGUAAAUUCGGUAUGACAGUGCAGCUUUAAACCAUACACCACUUGCAGUCAGCAUGCUUUAGUAACUUUAGUGCUCUGUUCUUCUCCAUUUAAUCCAGGGCCAUCAUUACCACAUGUUAAAAGGGGUGUCUGCUCUGGUCCAAGCAAACUUCCGGGGUCCACUGAGUCUGCUUUUCGAGCCCUAUAGUUUCUGCCUUUUUAUUCAUAUUCUCACUUGGCAGAGUACAUGAUAUUGUAGUGCUUUACGAUAUUAUUGAUUUUAUUAUUUCUUUCAGUUACCAUUACACCCUUUCCAUGAUGGUAUUGCCCAGAUUCAUUUCUACCAUUCCAACUCGCUUUGUUUCUGCUUCACCCUAUUGGCCAGUUUCCCGAAGAUUCCCUCCUUUCAUCCUAUUGGCCUCUCUUCUAGUCACUCAGACUUUAUUAACCUGUAUUGGCUGGCAGCUGUUUACCACUCCCUUUUAUUCACAGCUACGCCUGUCUGUGCUGGAUCUGCUGCACUGGUAAGAAAAGCUUUAGUUUUAAUCCUUUUAAUGGCAGAGGAGGCCCUUUUGGCAAUCAAAGGGUGGGAUUUUGCUAUUUAAACUAAAUACAAUGUGUAGUUUGUGAUUGGCACCGAUAUGAAAUGUGGUGCAGGCUGUGCUGCCAUGUCUGUAAUGGAAUACUGCAGUCUGUAGUGUACUGCGUAUUGGCAGGGAAUGUUUCCCUCUGCACCUUUGGUUUAAGAGUUUUGGGGACUGAGGAUUGCAGUAAAGGUUAGUUAAUACUCCAGCCGUUGAGACUUCAUCUCCCAUGAAUCUCAGCCAGGCUGGCAUUUUAAGUAGGUGAGUACACAACAACUGGUUUGCCAAAGGUUAGCUAUUCUAUCAUGGAUUGGUAGUGUAGCACAUCUCAUGAGUCUCAACCAUCAGGAGAAAUGUAAACAGCAUCUGGAUUGCCAGCAUUUAGCCACCAGUGCUGCAUAACUACCAAUUUUCCUAUUUUGGAGCUAAGCCUGUAUGUCAUGAUGGAACCAUGGCACUAGGUGGGACCACUAUCUUUAUAUAGCAAACACACACUCUUUAAAAUGUAACAUCUGCAAUUUUUUUUAAAAUGUAUUUAGCACUGCGCAGUGUUUGUAUAUUUUUAAUGUAAGCAUGGUUUUUGUAUGGAGUAUGUGUGAGUGAUGGUAUGGGUGUAUUUGCACGUAAUGGCUUUUGAAUGCAGGCGUGCUUUUUUUUUUUUUUUUUUUUAAGUGUGUGUGUGUGGGGCUUUUUUUUUUUUUUUAAAUAUGGUGUGUUUUUAUGUAGAGUUGACGUUUUGGAUGCAGGGUUGUAGUUGUGUUUAGUGUAGGCGAAAUGCUGAGGUGUGUGUGUGUGUGUGUGUGUGUAUAUACACACACUGGCACACAUACAGAUAGACAAAGGUACACACAUGCAGUUACAUAGAAACACAGUCAUACACAUAGGCAUACAUACUAAUAUUCAGAAACAGAUACAUAGAUACUUAUGUAUAAGUGUAUGUUUGUAUAGUGUAUGCAGUGUGUGUGUGUUGUGUGGAAUAAGUGCUGGGAAGGUGAGCAUUGUGACUUCUCCCCCCCACACUCUUAUCUGUGUCCAGGGAGGGGACAUAGGCUAAAUUCCCUGGUGGUCCUGCAUAGAUGGGCAGUGAAGAGGGGCCCAGAACUCCCCACGCUCGUUUCCCAUCCAGCAGCAGGACCUCUGCUCUUGCGGAUCAAGAGAACAGAGGUCCUGCUACUGCUGGAUGGGAAAUGAGCGUGGAUACUCUUGUAAGCGGCCGGUCCCUUUACAUAAGACACAGGGGCUGUGAAAGUGCGCCCCAGGCACCCUCAUAGUGAGUGGCACCUGGGGCGGACUACCCCCUGCUUAGCACUCACAGUGAAGAGGAGGGGGCCCAGGAGGAGUCUGAUUUUCCACCUCCAGUGGCAGCAGGUCCUCUCCUGUAGUGGUUUGCUAUGGCAACGCCCCAGCAUGUGUUGGAGCUUGCAGCUCACGGGAGGAGAGGAUCUGCUGCUGCUGCUGCUGGAGGUCAAAGAUCAGACUUCUUCUGGGCCCUCCUCUUCAUAAUCCUAAACAGCAAGUGCCACUGAACCACAAGGGAAACUAGUGCCCCUCCCUUCCUGGCCACAUGUAAGAGGUAGGCAGAGCGGAAUAAGCCCAAUUAAUAAUAAAUAAAUAAAUAAAUAAAAAACCUGCUCUCCCUCCCCACCCCAGGACUUAUCCAACUACAGAAGCAUACACUAUACAGACACUGCAUCUACUACAUGCACCACAGACACUGCAUCCUCUACACAGACACUAAUCCCACUACAUAGACAAUGCAUCCACUACACAGACCGCUACACACACUCGAUCAGCUACACAAAUUAUAUGCAUUACUCUGACACUACACACAAGCACUACUCAGACACUGCACAAACACAGACAAUGCAUACAAUACACACACUGUGCAUUCAAUGUACACAUACACACACAAUGCAUUCACUAAAGACACACUGCAUCCACUACACCAGCGGUUCCCCACCUGUGGUACACAUACCAUUAGGGUUACAAAUUAGUUCUGCCUGGGUUAGGUGGGAAAACAAAAAUCGAUAAUGAUGGAUCUACUGCCAACAGGUUGAGGGGGCCCUUCGGGUGGCCAGUUUACUUAAAGGCACCCGAUGGACCUGAUUGGACUGCUGGAAGGAAUUGAGAAGCCGUUACUUUUUUUAAAUUUAUUUUUGAGUGCAAAUGAUUACAAGUGUGCCUGCAGUGCCACAACAGCAUUGACAGGCUUCAUUUAGUUACAUGUUUUGAAACAGUAGUAUGGCAUGAGAAAAACACUGCUCAGUUUUUUAUUAAGUGUUCUUGCAUAGCAAGACCACUUAAUGUUAUCUCACAUAUAUAUUAUUCUUAUUAUAGCCAAAUUUGCCACCCUAACUCCUCCCAGUUUUUACACUACAUAGACAAAAAUUUACCAAAACGUGCAGAUUGUUCCCGAUCGGAUUGCUAUUACUUUGUGGAACGUUUCGCCGAAUGGUUCACGGAAUAUCGUCGUUCUUGUGGCGAAAUAUGUCCCAUAGGAAUGAAUGGCAAAGCUAGAGUGGGAGCUGGCAAAAGCUGAAAAAUCAGGACAUGAUUUCUAAACUGCCACCACUCCCUCAUUUUCAAGCCCACCUACACAAAUCUUAUAUCAAAACGUUCAGCUAUCCCUGCUGCCACUAGAAAUGUCCACGGCUAAGCCAUAGUCCUGAUAGAUUUCACAAUAUGACCAUUUGUUUGCAACUCACGCCUUCCAUUGACAUUCAUUGAAACUUCACUCUGCAAAGCUCAAAUUUGAAGUGCAAUUUCUAAACUGCGACUGUGCCUUCAUUUUUAAUACUUCAGAGACAUACUAUGCAUCAAAAUGUAGGUCUGGGUCUUGUGAUUCUCACAAUAUAAAGCUCUUCGCUGUAGGAUUUAUAGUUUUUAAAAUACGACCGUUUGAAGAUGGCAACCGCCAAAAUACUCUGACCUGUGUCAGGCUGCAGCAGCAAGUGAUGUCAUAGACAGGGCCUUUUGAACACCUGCUAAUGUUUUUAUAAAUGUAUGGUUUAAUGUAACUGUGCAACAGCGUUGCAAUUAAAUGUGCUAUAUAAAUGAUAAGUUUCUCUGCCCACUCCAGUUGUAGACUACUGGUGGAGGCAAGAACACUUCACACAAUUUCCCCAGAAAUUGUAGCUUUUCUAGUAUAACAUGAGAGCUAUGAAAUACAAACAUGGUGGAUGGUUGUACAUAGGAUAGGGAAUUGUCGGAGUGAGCGGUAUUCUGUAUGUGUUUUUUUCUCCCGCGGGGGAUGUACUCGCGGACAGAGCAGCAGGAGCUGUUGUCAUUGGAGUGGGGAGGUCUCAGCGACCCCGGCCUGUUGGUGCGGAAGAGAUCGUGUGUGUGGUGGCUUGGUAAGUAUCAGCAAGUGGACAUUGUAUGGUAUGUGUAGAUACAGGUAGAAAAUGGAUCAGCGCUGUGUGAUGUGGUCAAGUAGGAAGCUGCAGCCUAUAGGUAUGGGGUUCCCUCUAUAGUCCUCAAAAGAGAAAUGACAAAAACAAGAAUAAUAGGUUGCGCUACAAGAAUAUCAAAUAAAAAGAGAUAAAUAUGAAAAACACUUAUAACGUAAAGGAAAGAUAAUAUGUGUAAAAAGAAGGAAAUUUAAUAAAUAUAUAUAACUAAUAUGUAUAAAAGAAGAUAGUCCAAAUUCUUGAUAUACUUUAAAAAGUUCAAAUAACUGAAUGAUAGUGACAGUACUUGGUAUAUUUCUCUUUCAGGUUCCGGUAAGUAUUUGGAAGUAGAAAGUCCAAUAAGAGACUGAAUCUUCUAAUCUUUAGAGGAGUCUUGAUUCAGAGAUGAACAUGGAAAAUAUAAACAACAAAGACGAUCCAAUAGUGUAGACUGUCUGUGAUGAUUAAUAAUGAUAAUAGGUAGGUAGGUAGGUAAUACACUCACCUAUCUUAGAGCAUGAACUUGCUCUGGUAUUUCGGGCGUUCAGUGGCGUUUAUCCCCCACUGGUAGGAUAUAGGUGAAGGUAAUUCCUCGGUAAAAAAGGAGAUAAAAGCAGAAUAUAGUGCUCACUGAAUCAAAAUAAAGUAAAAUGAAAUAAAAGAAUAAAAAUACUCACAUUCGAAUGAGCAGGAUAAACUGCUCAGUAUAUUCGCAUAGGUGGUACAAUCCCCACCAAGGAUUCUUGGUCGUGGGUAGAUUCCAAGUUGGUGAAUGACCAGGUGACAGGAAAUAUUUUUAAAACAAAAAAAAUUUAUUUUAAAAAUCAAAAAAGAAGGUAUAUGGCAAAGUUGUUGUAAAGAAGCCACUAUUCCUUUAUUGAUACAAUAAAAAAUAUAAAAUGUAUGUAAAAUAGCCAAAACGCGUUUCGCCACACAGGGCUUUAUCAACUGGCAGUAAUAAAAAAUCAGCCUGGUACAUAGAUACUUUUAUAAACUAUGCUAAAACAUGCUUAUUUGAAUUUUGGCGCCAAAAUGACAUCAUCCAUACAAAGUGUAAAAAGCAAAAUGAUUCAUUACAUGAAAAUAUUUAAAAAUACAAAAUGCAUAGUAUUUAUAAUUUAAAAUAUAAGGUAAUACAUAAUGAUUAAUAGUAAAACGAGUGUUAUUUGUUGAAAUAAUAAAUUAAAUCGAGAAUCAUGUGAUCGCAAUCUGAUGCUAUCACAUGGUGAACACUGGGGCAGUGUGGGAAGUGUAGUAGCAAGGGAGAGAGCAAGAAUAGAUGGUCACGUGAUCGCGGACCUUCGCGAUCACGUGACUGAUUGCACACAUCGAUAUGGAAUGUGGCCGCUCAGACGGAGGUCGGCAGACUGCAGCACGCCUCCGUCUGACAUCAAUGGUGGGGGCGGUGUAUACCGCAAAAGCUCAUGGGAUAUGUAGUGUUCAGACGGAGGCCGGCAACAAGAGGCACGCCUCCGUCUGACAUCUACAAAAAAGAGGCGGCGCCUAAUGCCGAUCGGGAAUACACCUUGUGAAAAAUAAAAUUAAGUGGCAUAACAGCCAAAAUAAGAGCAAAUAUAAAUAAGACAAAUAUGAGGUAAAAAAAACAGAUUUGGCAAGGCUCGGAAACUUCUCUUAAAUUGUUUUUAGACUUUUUAAACGUUAAUGAUAGAGGCAUAGUUUUAUCUUCAGAUUUUAGCAAAACGUCAGUCAAUUUUUUAGAUUUAAAUAUUUUUAUUCAAGAUGGACGUAUUCAAACUAAGACCUUUUUUAAAGAAGUUUGCACUAAUAAGAUUAUUGAUCAAACUAGUUGCCAUCAUAGACCGUGGUUGGAUGGUAUCCCCAAAAGUCAAUUCCUUCGUCUUCAUCGAAAUUGUUCCCUAACAGCUGAUUUCAAUGCCCAAUCUACCUCAUUGAAAAAUAUGUUUUUAGACAAAAAGUAUGAGGCAGACAAGCUAAAUACAGCCUUAGAGACAGUUAAAACUAAACAAAGAAAGGAGCUCCUUGAAUACAAAGUGAAAAAAGUAGAUCCUCCUCAAUUACCCAUUAUCUUGGAUUUUAACAAUAAAAAUAAAACUUUAAAAAAAAUUCUAAAUAAACAUUGGCAUAUCCUUAAACAAGACGACCUUUUAAAAGACUACAUCCCAGAAAGACCCAAUGUUGUGUUUAGAGGGGCCCCCAAUUUCAGAACCAUCCUCACUAAAAACUAUACAAGAGAGAAUGUACAACAAAAUAAAACUUUCUUAUCUAGACCAAAAGGUUGUUUUAAGUGUAACAAAUGUAUUGUGUGUAGAACGACUAAAGGAAUUACAAAUUCUAAAACUAUUCAUUUUGCCUCCAACAUUACUAAAACCUCUUACACAAUUAAAGAAUAUAUAGGUUGUAAUACCAAAAAUGUGAUAUACUUACUGGAAUGCCCAUGUGGGCUGCAAUAUGUGGGCAUGACUAAAAGAUGCCUUAAAGUGAGAUUAGCAGAACAUUGCCGUAACAUUAGGAGAGGUUAUGAGAAUCACUCAGUUUCCAAGCAUUUUUUAAUACAUAAUAAAGACCCGACACUCCUAAAAGUAACUGGUAUAGAACAAGUUACUCUCUCAUGGAGAGGUGGAGAUAUGGUAAAAACCUUAGGAAAAAGAGAAAUGUACUGGGUUUUUACACUUAAGACUUUUUUUUUUCCUGAAGGCUUGAACGCUGAAUUUGACCUUUUUUAAUUUUUUAUAAAAUAAUCUUUAAUUUUUUUUUUUUUAAUUAUUUUUUUUUUUUUGUGCCCAAAUGGGGCUAUUCUAAAACUGAUUCAGAAAAUGACACAUUUAAAGAAUGCUGAAUACAGGAAAAUCAGUCUUAAUACCAAGGUGUGUGUGCGUGUGUGUGUGUAUGUAUGUAUGUAUGUAUGUAUAUGUAUAUAUAUAUAUAUAUAUAUAUAUAUAUAUAUAUAUAUAUAUAUAUAUAUAUAUAUAUAUAUAUAUAUAUAUAUGCAUGUGCAUUGCUUCUUAAUGAAAUUUCACUUAAUUACAAAUAUUUACCUACAUUGUCACAAAUCCUGCUCCAUAUUCAUAAGAAAAGACAUACACACUUUUUCCUUUAGUCCUAUUAUUCUUCUUUUUUUUUAUUUUUCUACAUACCCAAAAUCUGUUUUUUUUUACCUCAUAUUUGUCUUAUAUACUCAUAUUUGUCUUAUUUAUAUUUGCUCUUAUUUUGGCUGUUAUGCCACUUAAUUUUAUUUUUCACAAGGUGUAUUCCCGAUCGGCAUUAGGCGCCGCCUCUUUUUUGUAGAUGUCAGACGGAGGCGUGCCUCUUGUUGCCGGCCUCCGUCUGAACACUACAUAUCCCAUGAGCUUUUGCGGUAUACACCGCCCCCACCAUUGAUGUCAGACGGAGGCGUGCUGCAGUCUGCCGACCUCCGUCUGAGCGGCCACAUUCCAUAUCGAUGUGUGCAAUCAGUCACGUGAUCGCGAAGGUCCGCGAUCACGUGACCAUCUAUUCUUGCUCUCUCCCUUGCUACUACACUUCCCACACUGCCCCAGUGUUCACCAUGUGAUAGCAUCAGAUUGCGAUCACAUGAUUCUCGAUUUAAUUUAUUAUUUCAACAAAUAACACUCGUUUUACUAUUAAUCAUUAUGUAUUACCUUAUAUUUUAAAUUAUAAAUACUAUGCAUUUUGUAUUUGUAAAUAUUUUCAUGUAAUGAAUCAUUUUGCUUUUUACACAUUGUAUGGAUGACGUCAUUUUGGCGCCAAAAUUCAAAUAAGCAUGUUUUAGCAUAGUUUAUAAAAGUAUCUAUGUACCAGGCUGAUUUUUUAUUACUGCCAGUUGAUAAAGCCCUGUGUGGCGAAACGCGUUUUGGCUAUUUUACAUACAUUUUAUAUUUUUUAUUGUAUCAAUAAAGGAAUAGUGGCUUCUUUACAACAACUUUGCCAUAUACCUUCUUUUUUGAUUUUUAAAAUAAAUUUUUUUUGUUUUAAAAAUAUUUCCUGUCACCUGGUCAUUCACCAACUUGGAAUCUACCCACGACCAAGAAUCCUUGGUGGGGAUUGUACCACCUAUGCGAAUAUACUGAGCAGUUUAUCCUGCUCAUUCGAAUGUGAGUAUUUUUAUUCUUUUAUUUCAUUUUACUUUAUUUUGAUUCAGUGAGCACUAUAUUCUGCUUUUAUCUCCUUUUUUACCGAGGAAUUACCUUCACCUAUAUCCUACCAGUGGGGGAUAAACGCCACUGAAUGCCCGAAAUACCAGAGCAAGUUCAUGCUCUAAGAUAGGUGAGUGUAUUACCUACCUACCUACCUAUUAUCAUUAUUAAUCAUCACAGACAGUCUACACUAUUGGAUCGUCUUUGUUGUUUAUAUUUUCCAUGUUCAUCUCUGAAUCAAGACUCCUCUAAAGAUUAGAAGAUUCAGUCUCUUAUUGGACUUUCUACUUCCAAAUACUUACCGGAACCUGAAAGAGAAAUAUACCAAGUACUGUCACUAUCAUUCAGUUAUUUGAACUUUUUAAAGUAUAUCAAGAAUUUGGACUAUCUUCUUUUAUACAUAUUAGUUAUAUAUAUUUAUUAAAUUUCCUUCUUUUUACACAUAUUAUCUUUCCUUUACGUUAUAAGUGUUUUUCAUAUUUAUCUCUUUUUAUUUGAUAUUCUUGUAGCGCAACCUAUUAUUCUUGUUUUUGUCAUUGUAUGGUAUGUAGUUACCUCAAAUGGAAGUGUAAACUUGAGUAACGCUCAUAAAAAUAACUGUAAACAUUUAGCAAUAUUAGGUGUAGGUGGCCUGGCCCUGCAGACCCGUAGUGGCCAUCCGUAUGCUACAGGGGAGAAAUGUCUCAGACAUUGCUGGGUUCCACUCGUGGGGUUUGGAAGCUGAGCGGGGAUGUUUUUAAGGAGACUUGUGGAAGGUCCAGGGUUGUCAGAUGUGUCUUUGCCUCCUGCAGAUCUGCAAUGGAGUACGUAGCUUCUCUGUGGAGUACCAAGAGCUUGUGGGAUGAGCGCCAUUGAUACUUGAUGUUGUGUGCACGUAGCAGGGACGUAAAGGGUUUGAGGGAUGUUCGCUUAAGCCAUUGUUCCCCUGGAUAGAUCCGUGUAGAAGGUAAGGGCCAUACCCUCAAAAAAACAUGGUGAGUUUCCCCCGAUUGCAGUCCUAACUGCAUCCUUGUCCUGUCGCCUCUGGAAUCUAACGAUUGAGUCCCUGGUUGCUGCAGCUGGUUGCUCCAUAUCUAGAAUGGAGUCUCUUGUAUCUUGACGUUUUGAGCGCGGCGUGAAUCCUCCAAUGCCAUCAGCCUCUGUUCAGUUAUCAGGUGUUGUCGUUGUAUCGACUUCAAUUCCUGUUGUAGCAGAGUGGCUUGUCGUGUGUGGUUGUGGGAGUCCUGCUCCAGGGUCCCCAUGCAGCCUGUCAGGCUUUUGAUAUCUUUCCUGAUAUCAGCCUGGAUGUUCCGUCUGAGGUCCGCCAGCAGUUCUUGCAUGACCGACUUUAUGACUGGGGUUGAGUCCGGUUGCGGUUUGGGCUGUGUUUGUACCAGCGAGGUAGGUAAGCAGGUUUCCUCUGCAUCCGAGGACUGCUCAUCGGAUUCAGCAAAGUCGUUGUCGACAUAAGCAGCCAUGUUGGGCUCCAGAGUGCCGUGUGCCCACUGCCAGAGAUCUCCUAUGCACACACCUGGCUGGGGCUGUUUUGGCUUUUGUUUUUUGUUUUUCCUGCCCAUCUCGUUUGUGCUUAUUAGGGGUGCCCAGCUUGUCUCGCGAUUUGGGGGUAAAAUAGUUAUUUUAGCGAUUUUUAUUUUUUUUUUUUUUAUUUAUUUAUUUAUUUUUUUUUUUGCUUGAUGCUACGGAGCACAUAGAGUGCGACCAGUCUGCUAGGCUACGCCCCUCAACCUGUUACUUUUUUGUGUGCCUGUAUCUGUACAUGGAUUUUUGUGUCGUUGUAUUUGUGUGUUUGUACAUCUGAAUGUGUGUUUGUAUUUAUAUGGGUAUAUAAGUGUUUCUGUAACUGUAUGUGUGUUUGUAUCUUUGUGCCUGUGUGGCGGUGUGUUUGUGUGUCAUUAGUGUGUCUGUGCAUCUGCAUGUGUGUCCAUGUUUGUAUCUGUAUAUACAGUUGUGCUCAAAAGUUUGCAUACCCUUGGAGAAUUGGUAAUAUAUGUACCAUUUUUAAUGAAAACCUGAGUGAGCAGGCAAAACACAAUUCUUUUAUUUCUUAUGGGAUUUAUAUUCAACUGCACGUUAUAACAGAACGACCGAAUCCUAAAACAAAACAUGGCAACAAAGAAAAGAAUGAAAUUACCCCUGUUCAAAAGUCUGCAUACUCUUCGUUCUUAACUCUGUGUAUUGCCCCCUUUAGCAUCAAUUAUAGCGUGCAGUCUUUUGUAAUAGUUGUCUAUGAGGCCCCUAAUUCUUGCAGGUUGUAUAGCUGCCAAUUUGUCUUGGCAAAAUUCCUCCAAGUCAUUUUCAUCUUGCAUAAACCACACAUUUGAGAUCUCCCCAGAGUGGCUCAAAGAUAUUAAGGUCAGGAGACUGUGAUGGCCACUCCAGAUCCUUCGCCUUUUUCUGCUGUAACCACUGGAAUGUCAACUUGGCAUUGUGCUUAGGGUGAUUGCGAUACUAUAAAGUCCUAUAGAUUACCAUGCGCAGCCUUCGUGCAGAAGAAUGCAAAUUGUCUGCCAGUAUUUUCCGAUAACAUGCUGCAUUUAUCUUCCCAUCAAUUUUUACAAGAUGCCCCAUGCCUUUAGAGCUCACACCCCCCUAAAACAUUUGUGAGCCAUGAGGAUGUUUUUUUUUUUUUUGUUUGUUUUGUUUUUUUUUUGCUUCCAAACAUAACGCUUAUGACAUCACAGGCUAUUUACCUAUGGCGGGACUUGACAAAUCCCAGGUGCCAUGGCGACUAGUAAUUGUAUCUGGUAUAUGUCAGUCCAAAGCUGCAAGGGAGAAUGCAGGCAUGUGGGAGAGCGGAGGCGGCCGGCCACCGCUUUGUGAAAUUGAGUCGGGUGGUGAGGGAGCUGUAGUCUCCCUGCUCUGCUACCUCGCGCGCGCCCUAACAGACAGACACACUAAAAGGUGUGCGAGAGGGAGCAGAGCAGAAACAUAACAGCAGCCCCGCUGGACCCCAAGGAAAGCCUAUCCACUCCAGCUCUCCAAAAGGUAGGGAGGCUGGGUGGGUUUCAAUCAAAACAAUUUUUUUUUUUUUUUAAAUCAACUUCUGUGUGAGUGUUCCUGUCUGUGAGUGAGUAUUCGGGUUUAGGUGACCAGUCCCCUGCUGAUUGCACAGGAAAGGUGAUUUUAGUCACCAUUAUUCUCACGCCGUGAAGAUCUCGUCAGACUGGACCCGCCUCCAUUGCUUAGAUCAUCAAUCUUGAUGUUCUCAGCCAAGCCAAUUCUUUCCCAUAGGAAAGCAUUGAGAGGCUAUUGCACAUGCACUAAUCUGCAUCUCCUCAUAGAUCAGGGGUCCUCCAGCUCCAGCCCCCCAGAUGUUGCUGAACUACAACUCCCAUGAUUCUCUGGCAAUCUAUGUAAUUCAAAGAAUCAUGGGAAUUUUAGUCCAGCAACCUCUGGGGGGCCUGAGUUUGAGGACCCCUGUCAGAGAUCAAUGAAUCUCUAUGGGGGAUCAUUCAGCGCCUCUAUGCAGAGUGUGGAGAUACUGAAAAGAGGAAUAGGCAGCACCUCUAGUGGCUGUUUAUGUGAUGGCCACUAGAGUUGUUACUAAGCAGCAAUGUAAACACGGUCUUUUCUCUUAAAAGGUAGUGUUUACAUUGAAAAGCCUGAAGAGAGGCUACAGACACCAGAACCACUACAUUAAACUGCAGUGGUUCUGGUCACUAUAGUGUCCCUUUAAGAAUUGUAUUUAUGUCGCUCAAAAUGAAGCUGUUAGUUAUAAAAAAAAUACUGGCUCCUAACUCCUAAUUUUAGCUGAUUCCAAGCAAAUCUGUCAAGCCCUGACCUUAGGUUAUUUUUAAACUUUUUACAUAGCCAUUUCAUUGCCAAUCUCUGCUAAAUAUUGGAUUAAAAUUGUUUUUUUGUUUUUGUUUUUUCUCUAUUUUCGCAUAUAACACAUAAGGUUUUUUAAUGUUUAUUUCAUGAAGCGGUUGUCUUCUAUUCCUGUACAGAACCCCAUAUUGUGUUCAGCUACAUCUGCUGAGCACGAUACCCCCAUUGUAUGCCUUUGGCACUAUUCUGUUAAGCUACAAUACCAUAUAAGAGACAAGGCUAUUUCAGUUUCUACAGUUAGAAUUAUUUUCAUAGAUGGAUUUGAUGGGGCUAUGUCUUAUUUGGUGGCAUUAUAGCAGUUUGACUGUUCCAAUAACCCCACAAAGAGCUUCCAUUUGAGAAAACAGACACUCAAGGGCAAGCAUGUCAAACUCAAAGUGUGGUACCGGCCACAUAAACAAGCUUCAAGUUUGUCUGACACGCACACAUGCUGACACACUCAUACUCACUGACACUAUUUUGUGAAGUUACAGUGCUGUAAAAGACGUGACAAGUUCAUAUUUUUUUGUUUUUUGUUUUUUUUACAAUCUUUAUUUUUAAUUUUAUGUAGAUCUGUAAUAAGUCAACAUAGGGUAUAACAAGUAUGUAGUGCAAGUGAUACAUUGGGUAUGCGUAACAGCUCAUGUAAAACAACUUCAACAAAACAAUUUUUCUGCCUCUAACCGUCUCUUUGUUGUACUUGAUGCUAUGGUGUUUUUUUAUGUGAGUGGCAAAUUUAGAAGCUCUUUCCUUGGCUUCAUUGGUGGUAAUAGUCUCAUGUAGCUUACAUGGUCUAAUUUUCCCCAUCUCUCUGAAUUAGUGUCAUCAUCUCUGUUGCUAUCUCAAGAGGCUAGUGCUUGCUGAAUGUGCCCAUGAUCUUCUACGCUUUGUGGUCUAUAUGACAGCAUAUUGUUAGCUGUGUCUAUGCCUAUAUGCCAGUGGCACUAAAAUUUAAUUUACUUGGGACAGUGUGUGGGGAAAAUGUAGGGGUGACCCGUCUCGUCCGGUCAGGCGUCCUAGGCUAUACCGGUCUGCUCAUGGCAGCUGUGCCCAUUGGAUGGGUAUCGGGCAGAAAGAGUGUCUCUGCCCUCGUCAUUUCGGUGAUGCAGAUACAGUCCAAUGUAGGCCGACCCUCUCAGUCAGUCAAAACCUGCAUGGCAUAGGGCCAGUUGAGCUCGGGUACUCUACGGACACAUGCCUCCUCUAGUUUAGCGUAUAACCUGUAUGCUCUCUUCUUCGGUGGGUUGCUAUGGGGCAUUCUCCUUUUUUGGGCUAGCCUACCUGGUCGUUAGGUCCACGUUCUCUCUCCCUAGUCAUGUCUGGUUUCCAGACCCCCCCCUCGACUCAGCCCCCUCCCCCCCCCCGCCUUUUAAUGUGGGUAUUCAUGGCAAUGCAUCUCCCGCGUCGCCUCCCGUCCCCAGGGCACCAGUUGCGGAGAGGGGAGUACUUAGGGUGAGGGAAGGGAAGGUAGAUGGGGUGGGAGGGGCGCCAGGCCCAGACUAUCAACCACCCACCCCUGGCCCUUCCGGGUGCCCAGCCCCUCCCCCCACGGCUGCAGAGUCUUGUGUGGCUUUCCUAUCUUCUGGACAGGUAGAGUAUCCAUGGGGUCCAACAUUGCUGGUAUUUGUCUUAGUGUCGCCGUGAGCCUCUCCAUCUCGUGUAUCUCUUCCACUUUGUCCAUCCACUGCUGGAGGGUAGGCACCUGGGGAGACCAUCGAACCGGGACCAUGAGCUUGGCUGCGUUGAAGAGGUGCUUGGUUAAGGAGGAUUUGUAUCGUGAGAGAGGCAUCGGGGUAUGGAGGUUCAUGGUUUUUAAGUGUGAAUUUGCAUAGAUGGUUUUGAUGGGUCUGUGAGUUCAGUCAGUGUUGUACCUCCAGAGCUGUGUCUCGUCCAGUUACUGGGGGGGAAAUGGGUCUCCUGAUACUUGGUAAGGUUCCUAAACGGCUGAAAGAAGCUGUGACAAACUCCCCUUUUCUUGGUUCUUGGUGGGGACUGCUUGCCAGCCUCCUGCCCACAGACUAUGGGCCCUGCAAGGAAACCUGUAAAAGACUACCGAACUUGUCCGACUGUUGGCACUGAUUUACCUGGAACUGUUUUGGGCAUAGGACCAUGUACACAGUCGGUCAAAACUAUGACUUCCAGGAAAUUCCUGAACCGAUCUGGGUGAUUUUUGGAUAUGUUGUUCACCCAGAUCGGGGCUAUUUAUAAUGUUUUAUGUGUGUGGUUUUUUUUUGUUUUUGUUUUUUUUUUAAAGGUACUUUUUGUGGUUUCAUAAAAUUGUAUGGUUUUUCUGUGCUUGGAGAUAAUUCUGUUAGAUUAGUACAUUUCCUGAUUCAAUUAUCUCCCAAGCACAGAGUGGGUGGAUUCUAUUGUUUGUGUACGGGAGUUGUGACGGACUGCCUGGCACUCCGAGCGAGUACCUCCGCCGAUCAAUGCUCCUGUGCUUGCCGAGGACUCAGUGUUGCAGGAGGAAGCCACACACGGAGAAAUGGAAGCAGGUUCGUUCAGGAAGAAAAAGGUCUUUAUUGUUACCGAUCUGGUCGGAGCACAGAUUGCAAAUGCUUUUUAUUAACAAUAACUCCUCCAAUUCAUAGCUCCACUCACACAUACCUGUAGACCAAUCCGUGAACAGUAUAUUCACCUCUUAUGGGCAGACUGCAUGACUCCUUUAAGGACAAAAGAAUUUGAGUACAGUUGAUGCACAUGCUCAGUACAUUGAUGACCGGAUCUUAGCUACAUGUAACUAACAGAUGCAAUAAACACCUGUACUUGUAUAUGCCACAUGGAGAUUUCAGGCCUACUAAAUUUUUAACCAUGUUGAAAUCCCAUCACACAAGCACUCCACCAGACUCGAUAAGUACUACAGACCCCACUUCCAGCGAUGCAGCUGCGCCGGGGUCUCACUGUCCUUCACCCACCCUGGACACAAGACCUGGAUCCGGCUUCCAGUAGGCAGACCUCUCCUACUCCAGGGAGCGUAGCAGGAACAAGCUCUUACAAGAACGUAUACUCAGGGGAGUAUUGUGAUUAUAGCAAUCCCCAAGAGUGUAGUUAUCCCAUCCCCCAAACAUGAGCCAAGACUUCAUGAAGGGGUAAAGCAAGUCUGUUUAAUGCAAGCUAGUGCUUUAUACAGUUUUUUUUUUUUUUUGUCAGAGGCACACCCCCUGGACCUGAGGGAGCACAGGGACACAAGGGAUGUAAACCAAUUAAAACAGUCAUUAACGAUACGACACUCCCACAUACAGUAAACAAUCCCUCCCCUUUGCAGGUGAAAUAAAUAGCUAAAACAACCUAAUUAUCCACAGGCAGAAAAACACACUUUCCCCAAAGUAAAGAAAACACUCAAACGUAACAUAUCCCCAUAAAUAUUAGAUCCCCGGAUAGCCCUGAUCUGGGUGAAUAACCAACAUAUCCAAAAAUUACCCAGAUUAGAGUUAGGGGUUCAGGAAAUUCAUGGAAGUCUCUUAUGACCGACCGCACGCAUGAUUUCAUGCCUAAAUCAGUCCCAGAAAAAUAGGCGGUGAGGGCGGUCUAAGUUCAGUUCAAAUAGCCGAACUGUAACUGUUCAUGCAAAUAGCAAAUGUUAACGUGCCGUUCGACUCCCGUCGAAGUUCCAGAGAAGGUUAAGUUCAGUGGUGUUCGUGCCGUCGCGUGACCUAGUUGAGUUCCAUGAACUCGACGACAACACAGCUGAACACGUUUGACUAAAGAUGGCCGCCGCGUGUUCGACUAUACGAACGGCGACUACCCAGCCGUUCGUCAAUUUGGCUGCGGUUAACUCUCAACCUGGGAGGUAAAUAGGCUGCACACUCUUACGUGUGUGUGUGGUCCGAUUGUUCGGUAGUUCGAAGUUCCAAUUCGAAAGUUUAAAGGGGCAUUGUGCGACGUCCCAAUAUGCACAAAUAGUGUUGUUAAAGGGCAAUACAUCCCAGGGGCUAUAGUCACAGGGCAAGAGGCUGGCAAGCAGGCCCCUCCAAGUACAAGUGGCGAGGUUACUUUCGCCACUUGGAGUGUCUCCUACUAGGUCCACCUGGGUGUCACCCUUGUUGGGGAAACUUGCAUAAAAGGCCAGUGUGCCUCCAUUAAAACCUAUUCCAGCUUACACUAAACUGUGUAAUCCUGUUAUUGGAGUGAAAGAAGACUUACUCCUGUGUCUGCUGUUCCAGCUUGCAGAGGAUUCAACGGGGAAAGUCCUUGUAAGGACUAGAACUAAUUCCUCAUUCAGCUCCAGGAAGGAGCAGUUCAUAGAAACAUAGAAUGUGACAGCAGAUAAUAACCAUUUGGCCCAUCUAGUCUGCCCAACUUUUUUUUUAUUUUUUUAUUUUUUAAAUACUUUCAUUAGUCCCUUACCUUAUUUUAUAGUUCUGAUAGCCUUAUGCAUAUCCCACGCAUGCUUAAACUCCUUUACUGUAUUAACCUCUACCAUAUCAGCUGGAAGGCAUCCACUUCCCUCUAAGUAAAGUAAUACUUGAUAUUAUUUUUAAACCUUUGUCCCUCUAAUUUAAGACUGUCCUCUUGUUGUGGUAGUUUCCAUCUUUAGUGUUGAUUCCCUUUUCUGUAUUUAAAUGUUUCUAUCAAACUGCUUCACUAAGCUAAAGUUGUUCAGGUGAUUAUAGUGUCCAUUUAAAUGUCAGUUGCCACAGCUCUGAACAUUUUUCUAGUUUACCUAAAUCAUUUGCCAUUUGGCCUAUCCCUCCUGGAACAUCAACCCUGUUACAUAUCUUAGUAUCAUCAGCAAAAAGACAUACCUUACCAUGAAGACUUUCUGCAAUAUCACUAAUAAAAAUAUUAAAGCGAAUGGGUCCAAGUACAGAUCCCUGAGGUACCCCACUGCUGAUGAGCCCAUGCUUCGAAUAUACUCCAUUGAUUAAACCCUUCUGUUGCCUCUCACCCAGCCACUGCUUUGCCCAUUCAUCUAUAUUGGAAUUCAAAUUUAAAGAUUGCAAUUUAUUGAUAAGCCUUCUAUGUGCAACAGUGUCAAAAGCCUUACUGAAAUCUAGGUAAGCAAUGUCUACUGCAUCACCCUGAUCUAUUAUUUUAGUUACCCAAUCAAAAAAAUCAAUAAGAUUAGUUUGGCAUGAUCUCCCUGAAGGAAAUCCAUGUGUUUUUAGAUGUUCAACAAUCCUAUCCUUUAACAUGGUUUCCAUUACUUUCCCCACUACUGAAGUAAGGCUUACUGGCCUACAGUUGCCUGACUCCUCCCUACUACCUGUCUUGUGAAUGGGAACAACAUUUGCUAACUUCCAAUCUUCUGGGACUACUCCUAUUAACAAUGAUUGGUUAAAUAAAUCUGUUAAUGGUUUUGUUAGUACACCACUAAGCUUUUAGUAGCUUUGGGUGUAUUCCAUCUGGUCCCAUUGACUUAUUUGUCUUUACUUUUGACAGUUGAAAUAGAACCUCUUCUUCUGUAAAGUCACAUGUAACAAAUGAUUCACUUACAUAUUUCCUAACUGAGGUCCCUUUCCUUCAUUGUCAUCUGUAAAUACUGAAUAAAAAUAUUAAUUGAGGCAGUCAGCUAGACCUUUAUCCUUUUCUAUAUACCUUCCUUCUUUUGUUACUAAUCAUUGUUUUACUUUCCUUUUCUCUUUUAUGUAUCUAAAAAAUGUUUUUAAUCCCGGUAGGGAGUUUAGAAUAUGUGUGCUCCUAGCACAAGCAGCUAUUUUGGUUUUCCAAUUCACAUCAGGAAGAUUAAAGUCACCCAUGAUUAUAACUUCCCCUUCAUUGUCAUUUUAGCUAUCGCUUCUAUUUGUCCUAGGGGCCUAUAAAUCACACCUACACUAGUUACUGUGUGAUUCCCAAAUUCUAACGUAACCCAAACGGACUCUAUGUUCGGCUUACUAACUUUUUUAGGCUAGAUUUUAUGCUAUCCUUCACAUACAGGGCCACCUCUCCCCCUUUCUUGCCUUCCCUGUCUUUUCUAUAUAAAGGGUACCCUGGUAUUGCUAUGUCCCAGUCAUUUUUCUCAUUAUACCAUGUCUUCGUAACUGCGACUAAAUCUACAUUAUCAUUUGCCAUUAUUGCCACAAGUUCAUAGAUCUUAUUCCCUAAGCUGCAAGCAUUUGUAGACUUGACUCUAAGCUUGUAAUUUUUUAACACACUUGCUACAGGCACCUUCUGUCCUUGUUUUGGGGGCACUUGUAUUGAUGUUUUAUCACCCUUUUCCCCCCCUCCCCCCCCUAGUUUAAAUACAUCCUAGCAAAACAUCUGAACUGCUCACUAAGAACAUUUGUUACAUUUUGAGAAAGAUGCAAACCAUCUUUUUUUGUACAGGUUAUUUCCAUUCCAAACAGAGCUACCAUGAUAAAUAAAGCCAAAUCCUUGCUCCCGACACCAUACACCAAGCCACAAAUUAAAGUCCCUAAUGCGCAUCCGCCUGUCGUUCUGAGUGUUCUGUACAGGCAGAACUUCAGAGAAUGACCGUGUGGAAGCAACCUGCUGUAUAUCAUAUGCAAAAACACUAAACUUCUUUUACCUCUGAGACCUCAUUGCAAGCCAAGUAAUUUGUCUCUAGAUGGACAAGUACCUCCAAUUCCCCUUCCUGCUUUGCUCGCUUAACAAUAUUACAAAUACGUCUCCUGUCUCAGUGAGCAGUGGCUCCGGGAAGACAUCCCACAAGACCACCAUUGUCCAUUUCCACACCUCUUAUGACUGAAUCCCCCAACAACAACUGCUUUCUAUUAGGCCUCACCAUAGUCUCCAAGCCUGUGUCCACUACACUUGAUGCCUAAAGCAGUCUAGGAAGCGGUCCUUGGCGGAGAUACCCAGCCAGGGCUACAGGGAGCUCAUUAUAGAAGCGAAUUAGCAGAGGUAACUGGUCGGGUUACCCGUGGUCCCCUACAAUUGGUGGGAUGGUACUUCCCAGCCGAACGUAACCAGCCUUUGUUAAUGGAACAAGCAUGGCGCCCAGCUACAGUGAGGAAGAAUUUUGACAAGAUGCUGUUGGCUUACUAUGGGCCCAACCCCGCUGAGAAAUAUGUACAGCACAUGAGGAAAAUAGUGUCAGAGUACCUCCAGCGCACAGCAGCACUAUCAAGCGAGAGGGCACGGUGCGUCCCAGGGAGAGAAGUGUUGCGUACUUCCUCCCCAGCGGCAGUGUGAAGUCCAGAGAACGGAGACAACCGGUCUCGUUCCCCAGCAAACAGUAUGCUAUUGGGAGACUGCACAGUCUGUCUCCCCAGCAGCGGAGUGAGAUCCAGGGGGAGAUGGAGUAUUUCUCGCUCCCUCCCCAGUAUCCCAAGCAGCGCUAGGGGGAGAGCACAGUCUGGUCUAAUCCGCAGAAGACAGCCACGACCCCAGCAAGGCACAGGAACGGACGCCCCAAAAGGCACCCAUCAUCCUCAGCCAACCAGGAAAAUGUCAGAAACACAGUUGAUGGAAUGAUCGGGGGCACUCUUGUUUGCGUGGAGUUUUUUGCAGGCUCUGAGGCCCCUGUGUACAGGAGCCUGGGCGGGAUGCCUCCCUGGCUAAAGACGCUUUAUGUCUAAGCCACCCUGUACCUAGGAGGUUGCAAAUCCAGCUAGACCCUAAACUCAUGGAACAGUUGCUGUUAUUGGCAUGGCACUCAGACUGUGUGGUCAUGCUGCGGCUGUCGGAUGUGGACAAGGGGGGAGAUGUGUGACGGAACGCUGUCACUGAGUGCCAUGCGCUCGCUGUCUUUUUCUAUGGAGGGAGAUGUGAUUGCCUGUGUAUUUAUUUAUUUUUUGGUGCGGGCCAGAAGCUAGUGGUGCCAUUUUUGGGACUGUUUUACUUGUGUCUGUAUAUGCAGCUGUGGGUCAACAAAGGGGGGCAGGGGGUGAUGCAGCAGCUCUGUAAUGAAUAGUUAAGUGAAAUGUAUUCCUUGUCUGUGCCUCUCCCCCUUCUUUUGUCUGUCACAGCAGGGCAAUGCUACAGGGACACUGCCAGGCCAGUUUGAACUGACUGCUUUGUCCCUCUUCCAUCCCCCAUCAUCUUCUUGGGAUUGAAACCCCUGUUUUGUGCUAAAGACCCAAUGUAGGGGUCUGUGCAUUUAAACAAUGUGUGACGAAAUAAAGAGUAUAGUCCAUGUUGUACUUCCAGAGCUGUCUCGUCCAGUUACUGGGUUGAAAUGGGUCUCCUGAUACUCUGUAUUGUUCCUAAAUGGCUGAAGGAAGCUAAUUAGUGGAGGUAACCGGUCGUGCUACCCAUGGUCCGCUACAUGUGCCGCUGUCAUGAAAUCCCCCCAAAUUAUGCUCCGUUAUAUCUUCUGAGCAAAACAAUUUGCCAAAUGUAUGACCUAGACACUAUUUUGUGAAGUUGCAGUGCUCUAAAAGACGUGACAAGUUCAGGUUUUCAAGUGUGAAUUUUCAUAGAUGGUUUUGAUGAGUCUGUGUUCCAUUUUGAAGCACUUAUUUUUUUAUUUUAUUUUUUAUUAUUUUUUUAAAAGCAGGCUGCAUACUACAUCCAAAUACACCAUAAAGACUUACCAUUUCUUAAAGAAGACCCAGGGUAUUUUCAAGACAUAUUUUGAAUCUUACCUUGGGAUAAUUUUUCCGCUAGCUUGUACCAAGUGUAGUGGUAAUAGGCAUUUUAUUUUUUCCUGCCUUUUUUAACCACACCGUGAGUUUGCACAGUAUAUUUUGCAAAUCUUGUGUUCUACGGCUGUAUAAUUCAUAUGUUGCUUAUCUGUCAUCUGCUGUACAGCAAUACCCCCAUAUGUACCUUUUGUCAUGUGGAUGUUGAAGGGGCACUUUUUGAGACAAAGCCUUUCCAGUUUUAUCAAACUUUGAAUUUGUACCCUGUCUCCAUGUUCCAUUUUGGAGUAGUUUAGCUGGCUGGAUAUUAAAACUACCCCACAAAUGCGUACCAUUUUUUUAUUAAAGAAUAAACCCUGGGUUAUUUAAAAAGGCAUAUUUUGAACCUUCGUGUGGGAUAAUGUUUUAUUACAAAAUUUAUAGUAAAUUAUAUGAGAAUAAUGGUAUCUUCAGAAAGACUAAUAGCGAGAAAACUGUAUAUAAUGUGUGGGUACAGUAAAUGAGUAAGUGGGAAAAUUACAGCUAAACACAAACACCACAGAAAUGUAAAAAGAGCCCUUAACCCCUUAAGGACACAGCUUCAGAAGCUUGACUUACACUUAAUGACACAAGCAAUUUUUGCAUUUUCUUGCUGUUUGCGUUCAACUGCAAUUUGCAACUCUCAUUUAUUGCACCGACACAUAUUAUAUACUGUUUUUUAAAGGACAGAAAGGGCUUUAAUUUGAUAUAACAUAAUAUAUAUAUACUUAUAAAAAAAUACAGAAAAAUGCAAAAAAAAUGCAAAAUGUUUUUUUUUUUUUUUUUUACAGUUUUUGCAAUAAUAAUGUGUGCAUAAUUAGUGCAGGUUAAGGAAAGUAAUUAAAAAUAAAUUUAUUUGUUCUGAUUUACAGAAUAUAUAAUGUGUCUGGGAUUUUAAGUUUUUUUUGGUAGUUACAGGUCACAAAGCACAAGGAGUAAAAUAAACUUUUAAUGUGGAGCGACUUUAGAAUUUGGUAUGUUUGUCUUGUAAGCUUAAUAGCCAUAAAAGAAAACAAAAUUGCCACACAAAAGUAUAUAUUUAUAUAAAGUAGACAUCACGGGCUAUUUACCCAAGGUUGUUUUGACACUUUCUACGUAGCCAUUUCACCGCCAACCUCUGCUAAAUAUUGGAGUAAAAUUGUGUUCUUUUUGGUUUUUGGCACACAAACUUAUAACAGAGAAAUUCUCGUGUAUAUUUUGUAAAGUUGGUGUGUGCUAUUCCUGUACAAAGUUUUAUUUUGUGUUCAGUUACAUCUGCUGAGUAAAAUGACACCCCCAUUGUAUGUCUUUUGCACUAUUUCGUGAAGUUACAGUGCCAUACAGGAUACCUGUCCUUUUCAGUAUUCACAGUAGAAUUUUGAGAGAUGGAUUUAAUGAGCCUUAGCUUCCAUUUUGGGGUAUUAUAACAGUUUGACUGUUCAAAAAACCCCCACAAAGGCCUACCAUUUGUAAAAGUAGACACUUCAGGCUAUCUCAUAAGGUGCAUAUUGUGCCUUAACAUGCCCCCAUUUUUUCACCAAUAUAUGCCAAAGUAUGUGGUAAAAAAUAAUUUUGUGCAUUUUUUACAUACGGAUUGCAUUUUUGCUGGCCGUUUUGUAUAUUUCAUAUGUGCCACUAAGUUCAAACCUCCCAAAUUAUGCUCAGCUAAGUCUUCUGAGUAAAAAGACACCCCCAAUGAAUGUCUUUGGCACUAUUUCGUGAAGCUACAGUGCCAUAUAGGAGACCAAGCCAUAUCCGUUUUUACCAAACUUUUAAUUUUGACGCUGGGCCUAUGUGCAAUUUCCAAGCAUCUUCGCAGGUUUUAAAUUCAAACAACCCCACAAAGGCCUACCAUUUCUUAAAGUAGACACCCCAGGGUGUUUCAAAAGGUAUAGUUUGAACCUUAGCGUGGGAUCAUUUUUCCGCAAGCUUGUACCAGAUGUAGUGGUAAUAAGCGUUUUUUCUGCCUUUUUGACAUACAAAGUGAGUUUGCACAGUAUAUUUUGCAAACCUUAUGUGUGCUACGACUGUAUAAUACUUCAUAUGUUGCUCAGCUAUGUCGGUUGAGUACAGCAAUACCCCCGUAUGUACCUUUGCCAGGUAUGUGUGGACAUCAGAGGGGCACAUUUGGGACACAGCCAUUCCAGUUUUUUUCAAACUUUGAAUUUUUAUGCUGUGCCUAUGUCCCAUUUUAGAGUAUUUUACCAGGCUAUAUAAUCCAAAUUCCCCAUAAAGCCAUACCAUUUCUUAAAGAAGACAUCCCAGGGUAUUUCAAAAGGGCAUAUUUUGAACCUCAGCGUGGGAUCAUUUUUCCGCUAGCUUGUACCAAGUGUAGUGGUAAUAAGCAUUUUUCUGCCUUUUUGACAUACAAAGUGAGUUUGCACAGUAUAUUUUGCAAACCUUAUGUGUGCUACGACUGUAUAAUACUUCAUAUGUUGCUCAGCUAUGUCGGCUGAGUACAGCAAUACCCCCGUAUGUACCUUUGCCAGGUAUAUGUGGAUGUUGAAGGGGCGCAUUUGAGACGCAGCCAGUUUUUUUCUAACUUUGAAGUUUUACGCUGUGUCCAUGUUCCAAUUUGGAGUAGUUUAGACGGUUGGUUAUUGAAACUUCCCCACAAACACAUACUAUUUAUUAAAAAAUACAUCCUGGGGUAAUUCAAAAGGCAUAUUUUGAACCUUGGCGUGGGAUAAUUUUUUCUCUAGUUUGUUCCAGGUGUAGUGGUAAUGAGCGUUUUUAAAAUGUAUUUUUUUACUUUUUAUAACUUUUUUUACUUUUAAAAACUAGUUUUUAAACUUUUGUUUUGCUUAUAAAUUUUUUUAAAACUUUCCUAAACUUUCUUAAAACUUUUUUACAGAUUUAACAUUUUUCUAAGCUUUUUUUUACCGUUAACCCCUAACUAGCAGUACGCAGCACUAACAGUAAAUUCCCCAUUUUCCCAUAACUCCCACCCAACCCAGCUAGCAAAAUAUAUAGUUAUAACAUAUUUAAAUUCAUUAAUUAAAUAAAUUGAACCCCUGAGUGUUAAAAAAAUAAAUAAAAGUUAAUCCUCAGGGGUUAAAAAAAAUUAGAUCACAGUAUAAUACUGUGAUCUCUAUUUGAUCGCUGUAGGCAGUGAUCGACUGGCAGGGAAGGGGUUAAUUUUUAUUUGGACUAGGUAAAGUGUGGUUUUUUGUUUUUAUUACUUAAAUGUUAUUAAAACAUUUUUUAAGCUUAAUUUUUAACUUUUUAAAGUUUCUUUUAAAACUUUUUUUUAACGUUAACCCCUAGUUAGCCUAACGUCAAAUCCCCCAAUUCCCCACUAACUUCCACCUACCCCAGCUAGCUAAAUAUAUAAUUAAAAAAUAAUUUAAUUAAUUAAUUUAAUUAAUUUAACCCCUGAGGGUUAAAAAAAAAAAGAAUUAACCCUCAGGGGUUAAAAAAAAAAUCAGAUCAUAGUAAAAUGUAAUCCCUGCCAAUUGAUCACUGUAGUCAGUGAUCAAUUGGCAGGGAAGGGGUUAAUUUUUUAUUAAAAUGGAUAGGGGGUGGGGGGGGGACUUUAAAUAAACUUUAUUUAUUUUUUUUACAGCAGGGGGCAGGAUCAGCACUGAUCCGUUUCCCUGCACUUCACACAGAACCCGGAAGUGCAGGGAGCCGGUAGGUGAGUAUAGAGAGCACAUGUGCUCGCUCUGACUUGCGGUCAGAGCUAGCACAUGUGCUGGGCAGACUGACCGGGUGCUCCCGGUAUGCCUCUAAUGCAGAGGCAUACCGGGAGCACCAUUAACCCCGCGAUCGCGGCGAUCCGGGGUUAAUUUUACCGCAUGACGGACGAGGUCCGUCACAUGUCGUUAAGGGUCUCCCCUCUGUGACGGACCUCGUCCGUCACCCGUCCUGAAGGGGUUAAGGACACAUGACAUGUGUGACCUGUCAUGAUUCCCUUUUAUUCCAGAAGUUUGGUCCUUAAGGGGUUAAAAGUAUUUCAGAAAGUUCACUAGUGAGGUUGAGGCACAUUUGCACAAAUACAAUUUUUUUUUUUUUUUUUUCCCCAAGAACAAGCUGGACACCAAAAACUUUUUAAAAGAAUUAGAACUAAGAUAAUAUAGAUACUUUAAUAAAUCUGACUGAAAUCAACUAAUACAAGAUGAUAUUUUUUAAAACCUAUCCAACCAGACAAACCCAAUAUUUUUUUUUUUUUUUUAGAGGAGCCCCUAAUUUAACUAUAUAUAUAUAUAUAUAUAUAUAUAUAUAUAUAUAUAUAUAUAUAUAUAUAUUUUUAUCUCCUUUUAUUUUUGACUUUUUUUUUUUUUUAAUAGGGAGCACUGUGUUCUUUUACAUAAAAAUCUACGUGUGUGUGAUUUUUCUGCUUCCAAGCUUGGACACUUAAACAACACCAUUGUGUUCAGAUCCAGACACACCAUCUGCCAAGGCCCUACUGUACCAGCAUAUCCUUAGGCGGUGAUUAAACCACCCAGGCACUAUCAUUUGGAGCUGAACUGUAGCACCACAAAAAUGUGAGUGCAUUUGUGUAUUCUUUUUCACCAGUUUUUAGAAGAUACUGCACUUUAAUGUGCUUUCCCAUCGUCUUCAUUUACAUAUUUACUAUCACCUGUAUUUGAGGACAACCACAAGGCGCUCCAUUUCUACCACAUAGAGAUAUAGAGAUAUAUCUCUAUAUCUCUCUCUAUAUAUCUAAUUUUUUUAUUUUUUUAUUUUAUUUUUUUAAACCAGAAAGCAGGAACUGAUUUGGGAUGUUUCACCUGCUUACCUACACCCUCAUUAUCAUUAAAAAUCCUUUUUAUUCUAUAGUGACUGUUACUCAUUGAGGAUAUUUAUUUAAAAAAAAAAAAAAUAGAUUUUUGUUUUUAAAUGCUGAUCAGUUUUUGAUAUAUGUAAGUUUGACUUUUUGGGUAUUUUGGUGUAAAGCACAAGAGAAUGUGGGAGAGAUGCACAGUGGUGGAUUUCUGGGAGAUGCACAGAAUGUGUGGUGGGAAUGUGGGGAUGCAAAAAGGAAAUUCUCAAAAAUCGUGAAAAUGGAAAAACAUGUAUUCUUAACACUAUAUUGCUAAACUAUUUAACUCCUCAGUCUUUUGAUGAUCUUGGCUAAUCCAGUGCUCUCUCGUAGGAAACCUUUGGGAGGCUAUAGUAGAUAAGCAGCUGAGCUAUUCAGUAUCUCCUCAUUUUCCUUCCUUUUAAAGUUCACACUGUCCAUCUGCUUAAACCCACUCCUUUAAGCCCCACAGUCAUCCUAGGGCAUUCAUUUAUUUUUAUUUUUUUCUCUUCCUGGCAACCCUACAUUUUCCUCCUUUAGAACUACUUCCCUUAUACUUGGGAACUUUAAUAUCCCAAUCAACAACUUUAACUGCCCUGAUGUAUCUUGACUUAUCUCUUCAACCUCCUCAUUUGGUCUCCCACAGUGGUCUAACUCAAAAACUCACACAAUGGGAAACACUCUUGUGCAACUCUUCACCAAUCUAUGUACCGCCUUCACCAGUCUCAGAGAAUCGUCCACUGUCUUGACCUCCUGUGAUUCUCCACUAGCCUCCAAACUCUGUUUUUCGAAUUUUUUUUAAUUUUUUUUUUUAUUUUUUUUUACCUAUCUCAAACCUCACCUGUUCUAGCUUUGCAACCUCCCAUUACAACUCCACCCUCUUAUCUCAACUAGAUAUCAUGGCACCUCUUACAUUGAAAUGCAGAAAGCGACCCCAAUUGCAACCUUGGCAGACCAAGCUGAUCAAGUACAACCAGAACUGCUGAACGCAGUCUGAAUUGUGUGCUCAUUACUCUGAAACCGCUCUGACCAAACUAUCCAAUGAUUUAAUCGCAGCAAAAUCUUGUGGUCAUUAUUCUAUCCUAAUUCUCCAUACACUUUCUGCUGCUUCAACACUGAUCAUUAACAACUUCUCAUUCUCCCAAUCUCAGUCUACGUGAUACUGCUCUCUCCCUGUUCUCUUUCUACUUCUCCAAGCGUUCUUUCAGUGUUUCUUUCUCUGCCUCUUCUACGCAAUACCUCUCUGUUGGUGUUCCCCAAGGUUCUGUCCUUGGUCCCCUGUUCUUGAUCUUCACUGCCUACCUUGGAACACUCAUCAGCUCCUUUUGACUUCCAAUAUAAUUUCUAUGUGGAUGACACUCACAUCUGUCUGUCCCAUUCCGAUCUCUCGCCGUCCCUUUUGACUCCUGUCUGACUGCCUCUGUUAUUUCUAACUGGAUGGCUGCUCACUUCCUUAAAGCGACUCUCCAGUCCAGUGCUGAUGUCCCUCGACGCUGGUUCAGUCCACCCAUGCUCCUCCCCCUGCUGACAUCAUCUGGCGGGCGAGACCUAAUGCACAUGCGUGACAAUGCAUUGAAAAUGCUUUCCUAUGGGUAUUUCAGCGACGCUGGAGGUCCUCACAUAGCGUGAGGACGUCCAGCGAUGCAUAGCACAGAAAAUCCUAAGCAAAACAGAACUUCUUUCCUCCCGUUAGUGCUUCUACUUUCAUAUCUGCACUACCUUCAGCUCUACCCCGCAGGCUCGCUGCCUAGGUGUUCUUUGACCUCUCCUUUACUACUUGUGCAGUCGAUCACCAAAAUCUACCUCAUCCAUCUCAAAAAUAUUGCGUGCAUCCAUAUCUAUAUUAGGUGUUCUCUCUUGCCUUGACUACUAUAAUCCGCUUCUCUGUGUUCUUCCCAACUUGUCACAUUAGUCUAUCGUGAACGCACUCGAGAAGCUCAUCUACCUGUCAGCCCACGCCUCCCCCCCCUCUGUCAAUCUCUGGGUUGGCUUCCCAUGAGAUAUAGAACUCAAUUAAAAUUUCUGGAACCUCCUUACAAAUCGUUAAAUAACAAUGCUCCUAUCUUCCUAUCCUCCCUAAUACACAAGUAUGUCCCGUCUAGGUUUUCUACCCUACACUUGCCUUUUGUGUCACUAUAUCUCUUAUUUGAGCAGGGCCCUCAACCCCAUUCUGUUCUUGUUAGUCCACCCAUUGUAAAGCGCUGUGGAAUUUGUUGUCGCUUUAUUAAAAAGUAAAGAUGCAUUGAAUUAAUGCAUCCCUAUUGGAAAUGUUUAGCAUGUCGAUGCAGGUCAUGUAGACGCUGAAUGCCAGACCUGCACACAGUGCAUCACUGUACUAGGAAGCACCUCUAGAUUUGUUCCUUGGCAGCAAUGUUGAUGCUGCCUUUUCUCUGAUAAGGCAGUGUUUACAUUGAAUAAUCUGCAUGGACAGGCUAUACCAGAAACACUACAUUAACCUGUAAUGGUCCUGGUGACUAUAGUGUUCCUUUAAGACAAGAUUCUCUUAGCAGAGUAAGUAUUUACUCUGCCUACUGUAUACCAAUGUUGUAGGAGGACGCAUUAUUUGUAUUGUAGUAAUCAGAAGCAAUGUAUGAAUCUCAUUGUAAAGCGCUAUGGAUAAUAAGAAUCUAAAAUUCUUUCUAGAAAAUCUGUGGUAAAACUUUUAUAAGACAAUUUUUUUUGCUCAUCUACACAUUUCUAUAGCUUUUUCUGCUUUGGCCUUCUCUGCUAUUCUUAUCUAUAUUUACCGAUGGGUAAAAUGUCAACAUAAGUAAAUUAGCCACUUUCUGAACUAGGCUGAAUGGGAGAAACAAAAACAAAGCGACAAUUUUUUUUAUUUUUUUUUUUUUUUGAGAACAUUACAUUUUAUUAUUGUAUUAUAAAGGUAAAAUAUUUGUGUGAUUUAGAGAAAAAAAAAUACAUUAACUAUAUAUAACUUUGAAAAUCAACUAUAACUAGUGUGAUUUAUUUUAAAUUACUUGAUUUCAUGAAACACAGAGGUGAAAAUUGUGCUUAAUUUUUUUUCUUUAAUCUUCAGAAAAGCAGCAAAGAAAACCAGUGAAAUAAAAAUAAAACAAUGGUGAGAGCACUCAAAAAUAAUAUAAAUUUUACCCAAACUCUGUCAAUCAAUAUAUACAGAGCCACUUAAAAGCUGACUCAAGCUUCAGGCUUGAAAAACAGUGGAAACCAGAACUUCACAUAGGAACUUCCAAGGAUUCUGUAGCUGGUACCCUCUAUUCCAUUCAGGACGCCAGAAUGAAUGUGGUUAUAAAUAAAAAUUUAUUGAAAAUCAAUGGACAGAAUAAAAAAACCUCUUACCUUCAGAGGUUUUUUAUUCUGUCUAUUGAUUUUCAAUACAUUUUUAUUUGUAACCACCUUCAUUCUGGCGUCCUGAAUGGAAUAGAGGGUACCAGCUACAGAAUCCUUGGAAGUUCCUAUGUGAAGUUCUGGUUUCCACUGUUUUUCAAGCCUGAAGCUUGAGUCAGCUUUUAAGUGGCUCUCUAUAUAUUGAUUGACAGAGUUUGGGUAAAAUUUAUAUUUUUGAGUGCUCUCACCAUUGUUUUAUUUUUAUUUCACUUAUUUUAUUUGUGGUGGUGUGGCCCACAUAGGUGACUGUGGCACCAAUUUAUUUUAGGAAUUCUUUACUAUAUUUGUAUUGUAAAGAAAACCAGUAGUUAAAGGGACACUAUAGUCACCAGAACAACUACAGCUUAUUGUACUUGUAAUGGUGAGUAGAAUUGUUCCCUUGCGGCUUUUGUUUAAGAGAAAAGCUACUAGAGGUGGUUCCUGGGGAAGUGCUACCAUUCAGUAUCCCCACCCUCUGCAUGUAGGCUCUUAACUUUCCUUAUAGAGCUGCAUUGAUUCAAUUCAAGAUUUUACUAUAUAAGGGGGUGGCUAGAUGGUUUUAACACUGUGGUCAGGCAUACCUGUUUGUGUUCCUGACCAUAUAAUGUUCAUUUAAUAAUGUCAAUCAACAUAUAGAAACCUUAUUAAUCCAUUUCACAUGUUACUUCAAUAUCAAGCAGAUGGUGAAGAGUAAGGUCAGCAAAGCAGCAGCCACCUCCAGGCAGACAGGAGGCAGUAAUGUGCAAGAAUCAGACUUGCAUCUUUAUCAAGAGGAGUACCUGCAGUUCCUGGGACAAGACACUUUUCUUAGGAAUGAAGAGACAACUGAUACUGAUGCACCUGAUGGUAAGUUGCUAAAUUGAUAUUUGUUGGUCAUUGUACAUUAUCAUAUUUGUUUACUUUUUAACUCCAAUAUGUUUCUUAAACCAAUAGUGCAAGCAACUCAACCCCAAGAAGGCGAAAUGGAGUCCACUGGAUCUGCAGGAGAUUUAAUUUCUUAUGAAUGUAGGAUAGCAGAUCAACCUCCUGUUACGCUGGAGAUGCGUUUCGCCUCUCUCAACUCUCGUAAGUAUUUACAUGGCAUUGCUGAGAGAUUUUAUUUAUAUAUGUAUAUGUGUGUCUCUCCAAGAUAAGGUUACAAACACGGUCUUGAUAAAAUCCAAAGAUACUUUAUUUACAAUAUUAAAACUAGAUUGUUUCCGUCCACCUAUUGGACUUUCCCACGUAUCACCAAAACAAAUAGAUCUAAGCAUACAAAUAAACAAAAUAUAGGUAAAUAAAUUAGAAAACUCAACCUAGUUAAAUGUUGUGCUAGCUUGCUUCCUACUGAGUAAACCAUGCAUGUGCAAGUCUUGCUCUGCCUACCAAACAUGUCAAAGUAGCGUGAUGACAUCGUGCUCAUUGUCAUGGUGAUGUGGGAUGUGGCCGUGUCACCAUGGAAACUAAUAACAAUUCAUGAAGUGUUAUGCAUACGUAUAGGUCAUGCGGAUAUAGUGUAACAUCUAGCCGAGGCUUGGGACCGCCGGCGUCCCACUAAGUAGAAUAUAUAUUUAUAGCACUCGUUUGGCCACGUUAAGUAUUCUAAUGGUCAUGGAUUUUUUGUAUUUGGAUCGGGGAACUGUUGUGUGGUGUAGGAGCAUCGCUGCCGGUUCGGGGGGGUGGGGGGGGUGCGUCCGUGAACUUCUCUAGCAUUUUGUGUAUCCUCUUCCAGUAUGGUUGGAUCAAUGCGCAAUCCCACCAGAUGUGUUUUGUGGUGCUCACAUCUCCAGCAGAGUCUGGAGUGGUCUGGGUUUACGUGAAGAAGGAGAUGUGGUGUCCUAUACCAAUGUGUUAGAAGCUUGUAGGCCGUUUCCUGUGUUUUGCUGUGAGUGGAACAGUGGUGUGUAAGGUAGCAGAUGGUUUCCCAUUCUGCUUCCGUUAGUGUGUUACCUAGGGCUGUUUCCCAUUUUCCCAUGAAUAGUGGUGUCUCGGACGGGGUUUCUGAUUGGAGCAUGGAAUAUAAGAAGGACACUCCAUGCGGGUCUGGGUGUGAGCUGACCACUUCUAUCGUGGUCUGGUCUCUGGCCAGUGCUGGUCCCUGCGGCAGGGAGUGGAUGUAAUUGGUCAGUUGGGCAUGUCGGAAGCGGUGCAUAAAGGUCGGGGGCGUCUCUCCCAUCAAGUCCGUUAGUGUUUUACAUUUCCCACCUUGGAGGAAGUGGUGUAGGCGUGGGGUUCUGUCUGGGAAGAUGUGUUUGAGGGUUCCAGGGUCCAGACCCGGCGGGAAGUCCUCGUUGUGUGUCAGGGGCAGGAGGGGGGAGGGGUACGGUGCCAUAUUCCCUUUCUUUGCGGCCUUCCUCCAAACUCUCAUAGUGUGUCUCGUGUAUAUGGACAUGUCACCUCUAUCGGUUGUGUCUCGGCCCCAGGGAAGCCCCGAGAUCGGUCUGCCUCUUCCACUGUCUUCCAUAGUUUGUGAACUCCGUCUUUAGACCACUCCAUGAUUCUCUGCAGGUGUGUGGCUACGUAGUACUGGUGGAAGUCUGGGAGGGCUAGUCCCCCUUUGUCUUUAGGACGUGUCAGUGUGGAAAAUUUCACUCUGGGCCUCUUCCCGUUCCAUACGUAUUUUUUCUUUUUUUUUCUGAGUGUGUUAAAGAAGGGGCCUGGUAUGACAGUGGGUAUGGCCUGGAAGAGGUAUAAGAGGCGCGGAAGGAAGUUCAUUUUUAUGACCUGCACUCUCCCGAGCCACGAUAUGUGCGGGUAGGACCAUUCCCUCAAGUCUCGUUGGAACGUGUGUAGUAUAGAGGCGAAGUUGUCCCUAUACAGGUCUCUGCUCUGCUUGGUCAGCCAUACCCCUAAGUAUCUAAUUUUUUGUUCGGCCCAUUGAAAGGGGAAGCUGCGUCGUAGCGGGUCCGCGCGUGUGGCGGGGACGCUAACAUUAAGGAUGUAGGAUUUGCCGUAGUUAAUUUUAAGGUUAGAUAUAGCGCCAAAUGUCCGCAGGUCUUUCUGGAUGUUUGGGAGGGUGAUCUCGGGGUUGGUCACCACGAAAAGUAAGUCAUCCGCGUACGCCGCUACCUUGUGGUGUAUUUGGCCUGUCGUCCUGCCCGUUAUGUCUGGGUUGUGGCGGAUGUGUGUGAGGAAUGGUUCCAGGGCGAGAGCGAACAGUAGCGGCGAGAGGGGACAUCCCUGUCGCGUGCCGUUGUGUAUGGUAAAGGUCUCAGUCAGCGCCCCGUUAACUAAUACCUGGGCCGUCGGGGCUCUAUCCAGCGUCGAAUGUGGGGACCCAGCCCCAUGUGGGAUAGCGUCUCGAAGAGGUAGUCCCAGCUCACUCUAUCGAAGGCCUUCUCUGCGUCCGUGGACAACAAGAGGAGGCCUCCGUCCGUGCCCCCACCUCCGUGCAUAAGUGUGAGCGCUCUGAUGGUGUUGUCGCGUGCCUCGCGUCCUGUCACAAAUCCCACCUGGUCGGGGUGGACCAGAGACGGGAUAUGUUUGGUGAGGCGCACCGCCAGGAUCUUGGCUAGUAGCUUAAUGUCGCAGUUGAUUAGCGAUAUUGGUCUGUAAUUCCCGCAAUGCUCUCUGUCUUUGCCGUCCUUGGGUAUGAUGGUAAUAUGGGCUGUCAAGGCUUGGGUAGGGAUGUGGUCUCCUUCUCGUAUCGCGUUAAAUGCUUCCACCAUGUGUGGGUAGAGAUCCUCGGCGUAAGUCUUAUAGUAUUUUACCGGUAAGCCGUCCGGCCCCGGGCUUUUGCCCUGUUUAGUGAGUUUGACUGCUCGCGCUAAUUCCUCAACGGUUAUGGGUUCGUCAACCAGGUCAGCGACUUCUACGUCUAGGGUCGGUAUCGGGUAUUUAGUCAGGUAUUCCUGAAUCGAGCGGCGAAGGUGUGCCUUAGCCAGUUCGGUUGUCGGUUGUGGGAGUUCGUAUAGCUCAGUGUAGUAUGUACGGAUCGCUCUCAUGAUAUCAGUCGGGAGUCGGUGUAGGGACCCCUGUUUGUCUCUGAUCUUGUCGAUGUAUGUGUGCUGUCUCUGUUUCCUCAGCAUCGUAGCGAGGAGCUUACCGCUCUUGUUCCCAUGUAGGGUAAAGAAUGCCUUAUUUCUAAGUGCCUCCCUGUGGUGUUUGGAAUGCAGUAUGGUCGCUAGGUCCCUUCGCAGUUGUAGGAGUCGGGUCUGGUGUGUGGUCUGGGUCGCGUUUGUUUUGUUCGUCCGUUUUGUAUAUGUCAUCUAAUAGGGCGGUCAGUCGGGCUUCGGUUUGUUUUUUUAGUAUUGCCCCCUGUUGGAUAUAGUGACCUCUUAUCACACUUUUGUGUGCCUCCCAGCGUAUCGUCGGCGAUGUCUGCUCCGUCGUGUUGGUGGCAAGGUAUUCUCUGAUUUUAUCGCCUAUAUGGGUCGUGACUCCCGGGUGGGAGAGUAGGUAUUCAUUGAGUCUCCAUUUCGGAGAUGUGGGGCGAAAUAGUGGUGACUUUAUUUUGAGGGAGACAGGGGCAUGGUCCGACCAUGUGGCUGUUCCGAUCUCGACGUCAGUUACCAAUGAAAGGUCGUAGUGUGAGGUGUAUAUGUAGUUGUGCGGGUGGGAAUAGAAAGUGAAGUCUCAGGCGUCUGGCUGGUGGGCCCUCCAGCAGUCGACCAGUCGGUGGUCCCGGAGUAGGGAUUUGAUGCCUUGCAGUUGUUGGUUGGGGAUAUGCGAGGUGCCCGUUGAGGUGUCCCAUGACGGUUCUAAUGCGACAUUAAAGUCCCCCCCCCCAGUAUGACAGUCCCUUCUUUGAACGCCUGGAGCUUGUGGAGUGUUUGUUUGAGGAAGCGGUAGUGUCGUGUGUUUGGGGCGUAUAUAGUUGCGAACGUGUACUGACGGCCUGCUAUUUCCCCCUUGAGGAAUAGGUACCUGCCUUCAUCGUCCGACAAGCAGCCCCCCUCCUGGAACGGCACCCUCUUAUGGAAAAGUAUUGCUGCUCCCCUAGCUUUCCCCCCGUGGUAGUCACUGUAGAAUCCUUGUGUGUAUUGUUGGUUUGUUAGUUUGGGUCUGGCCCCUUUCUGAAAGUGUGUUUCCUGCAACAUGACUAUCGAGGCCCUUUGUUUAUGAAAGUCUCUUAGUGCUGGGGUAGAGAGAGGGAUAAGGUAUCGUGGGAUUCGUGGAGAUGUCCUGUGAUCUCCAGUGGGUGUGUUCCGGUCUCGGGACCGUUAGGUGUAGACGUCGGGGAGUUUCAAUCCACGGUGCCACCAGUGGCUCCCGUGAGUGACUCACCGUCUGAGUGACGUCUCUCCUACUGGGCAGUGGUAGGGUAUAUCGGUGUCGGUCUUCCGUACGGCCAGUCGGGUCCCAUUUCGCCCCUUUUUGGCUCCCGGAUGCUACCUCAAUGGGAUGUGAUGGUCUUCCCCGCCUCGGGGUGUGUUGGCUCGAGAGCCGGCGUGUGUGUGUUGCACAGCAUGUCUGUUCAAGGUACCGUAGUAAGGCAUAAACCGUAACAAUAACAUAUAGAUUAAAUUCACAACAGGUGAUAACAAGCAGUUGACAUUUCUACCAUGGUGCAGGGCUGCGCUUCCACCCCCUCCCCCCUCGCUCCCCUCUCCCUCCGUUGGGUUGCUUAUCUAGCGUGAGCAAACUCGUCCCUUGUUCCUUUACUCUCUGGGUUUGGGGGCACCCUCAUCCGGGGUCAGGGCGAGGGCACUCGUGUCUCUGGAUUCGUUUUAAUCAAUCUGGGUGUGCCCACUCAGGUGGUCGCUUACGUGUCCGUGCCCUCCUUGUCACAUGUUUAGAGCGUGUAGCUGAUCAAUGGGCUAGUCUGGAUUGUGUGGCCUGGUUGCGACCUUACCCUCCAUCCCCACCGUAUCUUAUCAGCAUCCCCGCCCCGGGUGUCCCCCGCCGGUGCCGUCCCCCGCCUGCUCCCCGAGGUUCAUCACAGGGUAGGCGAACGGCGGCGGCCGGGCCCAGCCGGGGGGGUGGCGCCCCCGGUGCUUCUCUGCUGGUGUGGCUGGACGUGUCUCUUGUGGGAGGUGUCCCUGCGGUUGUGUGGCCCAGUGGCGGCCGCUCCCCUCUCCUGCAACCCUUGUGUCCCCACCCCGGGUGUGCCCAGCCGGCACCAUCCCCCGCCUGCUCCCCGAGGUUCAUCGCAGGGCGGGCGGACGGCGGCCGCCGGACCCAGCCGGGGGGGCGGACACUCUAUAUUCUCCUAACCCUAUAUAUGUGGACCAGAUGUCCCUCGUUACCCUUGCACCUUGCGUUAUCAUAAAAAGGUUAAAUUAGGCCACAGGGCUCCGCGUGGCCCGGCUCCUGUGUCCCAGGUACGCCCCCUGGUGCUUCUCUGCUUAUGUGGCUGGGUGUGUCUCCCGUGGGAGGUAUACUUGCGGUUCGGAUGGGUCAGCGCAUUGUGUCCACAGUCUCUGGAUCUGGAAAUCGGGUAUGGAGGUGUGUGUCUGGUCCACGGGUGGGUCGAGGUGAGGCCCAGGAUGGAAGGUAGGUGGUGCGCAGUCCUUUUAUAUGUUGGCGCCCGUGGGGCGCGUGGUCUGCUGUCUAGUUAUUCGUGGGCUGUUGCGACUGGCGGUGUGCUUCGGGUGAAAACUCGUAGAAGGACAUCGGGUCCGGCCAGGUCAGCUGUAUGUGCGGUAGUUGUAGUUCCCGGGCAAUGUCCCUCAUAUCGCCGUCGUUCUUCACUGCGAAGGAGCUGGUGCUUGUGGUGACCUGUAUGCCAGUGGGGAAGUUCCACCGAUAUCUGAUCUUGUUGGCUUGUAGUGUGCGUGUAAAAGGGCGCAAUGCCCGUCGGUACGCCAGGGUCACUGGAGAUAGGUCCGGGUAUAGUUGUAGUUCCGCGCCAUGAUGAAGGAUUUGUUGUUUCUCCCUAGCGCUCUUCAGGAUGUCUUCCUUCACUUGAAAGUGUAGUAAACAGCAUAUCACGUCCCUUGGGGGGGACUCCGGAGGGCCUCUGGGUCUGAGGGCUCUGUGUGCCCUAACGAAAUCAAUAGGCGUCGUGUUCGGCCGCUGUAGGAGGGAGUUGAAGAUUUCCGUGAGGGAAUCUCGUAUUGGGGUUGUCUGGUCAAGUUCCUCAGGCAGGCCCCGAAUUCUGAUAUUCUGCCGCCUCCCCCUAUUAUCGAGGUCUUCCACGUGGAGGGCCAUUUGGUGCAGUUGUAGCGUCUGCCGCUGUAUUACGUUUGCGGUGGCGUUUUGUGCAGAUGUCACAUGGUUACAGUCUGCCUCCAACAAUGCUAGCUUAUGGUGUAGCCCCUGCAUGUCCUCCCUCAAGGCAUGGAGUUCCCCUGUUAUGGACUUGUGGAGGGCGGCAUUUGCCUCUUUAAGGUCAGCUUUCGUGGGUAGGUUGCUCAAUAGGGAUGCCCAGUCCAGCUGGGAUGGGGGUAGGUCAGGUGUAAGUAGUACCUGUUCGUGAUGUCUGCUGCCUGGUGAGGGCGGGUGGGCCAGGCCCGAGGCCUCCGAGUCACUGGAGGCCUGAGAGACGUGAUCCGCUUGGGUCAGGAGGUAUUGUCUCAUGCCCGGCGUCUGGGACCCCCUGGGAGUGUUGGCUGCCGCUUGCUGUUGCCGGUUUGUUUUGCCCAUUUUGCUGUGUGUGGGGCUAGUGAGGCGGGUGAUAGUGCAGAGCCUGCAGGGAGCUUCGGGUUCACGCCGCCAUUCCGAUCGGCGUCCAAGCCACGCCCCCCCCAGACUAUAAUUUUAAUGGUAGGUGUAUUUUAACAGUGAGACAAAAUAAUAAACAAAGAAAAUCCAGAAAAACGCAUGUCAAAGUUAUAAAAUUGAUUUGCAUGUCAAUGAGUGAAAUAAAUAUUUGAUCCUUUCAUAUUAGUACUUGGUGGCAAAACCCUUGUUACCAAUCACAGAGGUCAGACAUUUCUUGUAGUUGGCCACCAGGUUUGCACACAUCCCAGGAGCGAUUUUGUCCCACUCCUCUUUGCAGAUCCUCUCCAAGACAUUAAGAUUUCAAGGCUGAAGUUUGGCAACUCGACCCUUCAGCUCCCUCCACAGAUUUUCUAUAAGAUUAAGGUCUGGAAACUGGCUAUUCCACUCCAGGACCUAAAUGUGCUUCUUCUUGAGCCACUCCUUUGUUGCCUUGGCUGUUUGUUUUGGGUCAUUGUCAUGCUGGAAUACCCAUCCACAACCCGUUUUUAAUGCCCUGGCUAAGGGAAGGAGGUUCUCAUCCAAGAUUUGCCAGCAGUUGGCCUGUCCCCUUGGCAGAAAAACACCACCAAAGCAUAAUGUUUCCAUCUCCAUGUGUGACAGUGGGGAUGGUGUUUUUGGGGUUAUAGGCCGCAUUCCUCCUCCUCCAAACGUGGUGAGUUUAAAUGAUACCAAAGAGCUCAAUUUUGGUCUUAUCUGACCACAACACUUUCACCCAGUUCACCUCUGAAUCAUUCAGAUGUUCACUGGCAAACUUCAGACAGGCCUGUAUAUGUGCUUUCUUGAGCAGGGGGACCUUGCAGGCGCUGCAGGAUUUCAGUCAUUCAUGGCGUAGUGUUUUACCAAUUAUUUUCUUGGUGACUAUGGUCCCAGCUGCCUUGAGAUUAUUACCAAGAUCCUCCUGUGUAGUUCUGGGCUGAUUCCUCACCGUUCUCAUGAUCAUUGAAACUCUACAAGGUGAGAUCAUGCAUGGAGCACCAGACCGAGGGAGACUGACCAUUAUUUUGUGUUUCGUCCAUUUGCGAAUAAUUGCACCAACUGUGGUCACCUUCUCACCAAGCUGCUUGGCGAUGGUCUUGUUGCCCAUUCCAGCCUUGAUUAGGUCUACAAUCUUGUCUCUGACUUUCUUGGACAGCUCUUUGGUCUUGGCCAUGGUGGAGGGUUUGGAAUCUGAUUGCUUCUGAGGACAGGUUUCUUUUUAUACAGGUAACGAACUGAGAUAGGAGCACUCAUUUUAAGAGAGUGCUCCUAAUCUCAGCGCGUUACCAGUAUAAAAGACACCUGGGAGUCAAAUCUUGCUGAUAGGGGAUCAAAUACUUAUUGCACUCAUUGACAUUUAAAUCAGUUGAUGAUAAUUUUAUUUUCUUUCAACAUGCAUUUUUCUGGAUUUUUUUAGUUUGAUGUUAUUCUGUCUCUCACUGUCAAAAUACACCUACCAUUAAAAUUAUAGACUGAUCAUUUAUUUGUCAGUGGACAAACUAUCAAAAUCAGCAGGGGAUCAAAUACUUAUUUCCCUGUGUGUGUGUGUGUACGGCACAUUUAGAGGACGUAUGAAAUAAUAAGAAAGAAACAAAAUGUAGUAAGAGCAAAGUCAGUUGAGGUGUGACAAAACUGACAUGAGGUUAGACCUGUAAAAGAGGGCAAAAAUAUAAGAAGCGAUUCUUUAAGUCAGAUACAUUUAUUUAAGCAUUACAUUACUUAGAAAUUUCACGGAAAGCCAAUCUUAUUUUUUUUUUUUUCUCAGGAUUAGGGAUGUAUCUGUUGUAUGCGGAUGAUUUCCACCGACCUAUAUUUUUAAUAUGUGUUUGUACGUGAUUUCCGGAGGCAGAUGUGGCUGCUCCAAUACGGAAUGAAUGUAGGUUAUGUCCUAGCUGUAGUAAUAACGUACGAAUGUAAAGUAUGAAUUGUUUGGUGGUUAGGGGUUUGCCUUGAAUGGCCAAUAGUGGGGAAUCGGGGUUGGAAGUGAGUUGGUAUUCCACUAGUUUAUCCAAAAUGUGGAUUGGACACCAUUUGGUAGAGGUAGGAUAAUAUUUUAAUCUCUAUUGGUGGACAAGUUUGGCUCGUUUUGGUAUGGGUAAUUCACAAAAUGUAGUGGUCCUGUUUUUUUUUUUUUAAUUAGGUGUUUUUGCUGAAGGCAUGACUUAAAGUCGGACGCCUUUUCUACAGAGCAUUCUUUAGGUCCUAAACCAUAGAAGGCUAUGUAAGCCGCGGACUUAAUAAUUAUAUUUGUUCAAAAGGGGACUUGACAAGUACAUCAGAGAUACUCCUAAACUGUGUACUGUCUAUGGGAAGUCUCUUAAUGGGAUUAUGUACUGUUAGUCUCUGAACACCUUUAAGGACUUUUUUUUUUUUUUUUUUUUUGGGUAGGAGGCUAGAAAUGGAGUUUUGUUGAGAUAACUGGUUAACAUGUAGUGUUGUAUGCCUGUUAAGUAAAGUUUGAUUGUAUUGUAAGCUAAUUUAAGAGACAUGUGGCAAAAAGUUGUAAAAUGCUACCAUGGUUUCUACGGAAAAAACAUUUAUUGCACAAUAAUCACGAACAAACCUUUUAAAUAUAAUGUAUGUCUGUCUGUCCUUCCUCAACAAUUUCAUAAUGGUAAGGGACUGAGGGCGGCCUUUGUUAAUAUCACAUGCCGCCACGUUAUCUGAGCAGCACCUGACCGACUGCGCACUCCAUUCCUUACCCCACAUGUGUGCAGCAACUGCAAUUAGGAAGACUUUUUCAAUAGUGCUGAGGUGGUAUUGAAGUUCACUAGUGUGGUAGUCUCUAGUGGCCAAGAGUCGUACACCAUUCGUUUCCAAAAUAGCUGCGUAGCCUAUUGUAUCUGAUGCGUCAGUCCAAACUACCGGGGAGUCGUCAAAUAGGGGGGACGGGGACGGGGACGAAUAGUGACCUACCAUUUCAAGAUGACAGAAAUAGAUGCCACAUUUUAAGAUCUGCUCUAGCUGGUAUGUCUAAGAGGGUUGUGGAGUCGUUGUCAGGGAGCCCAUGAAGGAGAGAGAAAAUUCUAGAAAUGAAAAAUCUCCCCUGUGAUAUUCUCAAAAUUAAGUGACCAGAGUAGUGACUGUAGCUGUUUCCUGGUGCAAGAGCCUUGUGAUGUGCAGAUGUUGGUGUAAGAGAGAAUUCUGUCUUUCUCUUGGGGAAGGCUGGCAGGCAUAGACACGGAAUUAAGUGUAAUACCCAGGAAAGUAAUCUUGGUUUUGGGACCUCCUGUUUUUGUCUGGGGCAACAGGGACUCCUAGAUCUUUGAAUAGAGAGAGCAUGUGACGUAGGCUGGCUGCUUGGUGUGGUUCGAUGGUGAGCAAGUCGUCUAAAUAGUGGAUGACUACUGGACAUCUGCACUUGUUAAGUAGGAGCCAGGUUAAAGUCUCGGCGAAGAUAUCAAAUAUCUUUGGGCUACUCUUGGAGUUGAAAGUUAGCCUGGUCGCGAAAUAAUUUAAACGCAUUAGUAAUGUCGGUUAUACUUAACCAUGCAGCUUUACCGGAAUGAAUGAUGACUUGUAUGGCGUCUUCAAUCCUAGUGUAUUGAAGGAAGAAAUCUUCUGACGCAAUUAGUGCAUUCAAGCUAGGUGUAGUGGAAGAGUGAGGUGCCAAAAAGUCAAUUAUAAACCUCUUUUUAUUAUUAAAUUUCCCUGCAGCUAUGCCCAGAGGGUUUGUUCUCCAGAAGGUGACAGGCCCUAUCAUGAAGCCGUUGUUAAUUUCUUUGAGUAGGAGUUCAUGUAUGCUACUGUGGUCUGUGAGUGCUGACUGUAGGUUGGGGCAUUCAAAAAUACCCGUGGGGAAAGUAACAAAACCUGUGUAAAAGCAGAUGUGAGGAAUUCUACCACAUGUAAAGAAGGAUAAUUAGACUGGCAGCGUUGCAACGUUUAUUGGAGUGGAGGAUCUUUUAGGGUACAGACUGGGCACAUUGUUUUAGCGUGCACCCUGUAACAAAGUGAGCACACUACAACCACCGGCAUUGAAAUUAUUACAGACUGCUUUACCCAAAAAAACAAUUGGCCUGCCUUGUUUCUCUCUCAACUCUGUAGUAUUGGAUUGAUACUUCAGGUUGGCGUUACUGGUAGUGGGAACUGCUGUGUUGUCAGGACAAAAGUUGACUGUGUGGGCUGCUGAAGAGCAUAUGGCGCAAAAUACCUAAGAAACAGUUCGGUGUCUAACUGACCCCAGUCGGUGUCCGUAUUGUAUUAUAUUAGGUGAGUGAAGCGGCUUACCUGGAAGCAAAUGAUUUGUGAUAAUUCUAAAAGGCAUAGCUUCCGUACUUGUAUGCCAGGUCAAUGAUUUUAUGGAGGUAUAAGUAACGUUGCUCUCUACGGAGGGGAAAGACAUGUACAGAUAACGUCUCUGUAUAGACCAAAGGCCAGGACAAACUCAGGGAUGUUAAAGGACCACUCUAGGCACCCAGACCACUUCAGCUUAAUGAAGUGGUCUGGGUGCCAGGUCCAUCUAGGAUUAACCCUUUCUGCUGUAAUCAUAGCAGUUUCAGAGAAACUGCUAGGUUUACAAAUGGGUUAAUCCAGCCUCUAGUGGCUGUCUAAUUGACAGCCGCUAGAGGCGCAUCCGCGCUUCUCACUGUGAUUUUCACAUUGAGAAGACUCCAGCGUCCAUAAGAAAGCAUUGAGAAUGCUUUCCUAUGAGACUGGCUUGCUGAAUGCGCAUUCAGCCAAUGACUGGGAAAGGGGGGGGAGGAGGGAGAGGGAGAGUCCCCAGCGCCCUGGGAGCCCGGUGCUGGAAAAAGGUAAUCCAGAGGGUGAGGGGGAACCAAGGACCAGAGGGUGAUGGGGAACCAAGGACCCUAUACAGCCAGGAAAACAAGUGUUUUCCUGGCACUAUAGUGGUCCUUUAAGCUUCCUGUUCAGUCUAGGGUCUCUGGACUUCAUAACUACUGAUAGGUCAUCGAACGUAUAUGAUCUGUUUUCAAUCACGUCUUGAGAAGCUAUCAGUAGUGAAGCCACGUUAAUGUCUUUCCCUUCUAUAAUGUUACGCUUCAGGUUUUGUGGAAUGAGGUGGAUAGGGUUAAUAAUGUUGGUAGUUUUAGUGGGUACAGGGUUCUUGUUACCUCCUGGGUUGGGCUCAGGCUGGGUUAUGGGAACUGGAACCUCCAGAAUGAUAGGAGUACUAUUAGAUUCCAGAUUAUCUAGCCAGUUAUUAAUAGUGGCUAUGGAAGACACAAGGGAGGCCAUCAUGAUGUGCAGUUCUGAUAGGCUGUUUUGCACGUUAAACUCAGAACUAGGGCCAGGCCUUUCAUCGUCCUCCUGAGUGUUUAGCAACUGAAAGUUCAGCUUUCCUGGCUGUGGCCUGGUAGGGUAUGUUCCGUGGUGACUUUUGGAAUCGUCCAGGACCUAUAGUUGGACGCUGGGCUUGCAGGUAUAGCAUGCCUUCUCUGUGUGCCUUAUCUGAUCGUGGUGACAGGUCAUUUCCUUGUAUGGAAGUUUUAGACAUGCUAAGGGUGUGAGGCAGGUAGCUUAGGUUAGUAUGGAAUUGUGUGGAUCUGCAGUAACCCAGAUUGCUAGAUUAGUGCCCUGAGGCAAAAUUGUAUUAACUUACUAAUAUUGGUGACCAGUGACGCCCUGACUACUUGCCAAGUGGCUUUGAGAGGCUCUACCUAUGAUUUGGCUCGUGGGGCCUUAUUGCCACUGAGGUGGGUGGCGGGGUGUUGGCCACUCAGUGACACUAUUAAGAUGCAUUAUCGAUUUUGGCUGUGAUGAGUGAGGCCCUAACUAUGAUUAGAUGCAAGGCUAUAGCUAUGCGUUGGGCCGUUUGGGCUUGGACCUCUGAACGGAGCGGUAAUCGGCCUUGCAGGAACACUACCUCGACGAAGAGGCCUAUGGGAAUAUACCUAAUUGGCGAGGGUUUAUUAUAACUGUGAUCAAUCUAGCGGGGUAUUGUAGUUCGACAUACCUGUUUUAUUAUCCUGUAUGACUUGUUCGGAAAUGUGUAAGAAAAGACCCCUACUUGAACUUAAAACAAGUCAUGAUAAUUGAGUUACAACCUAACCCCCAGGAAAUUGGUCAUAGAAAUUAUACUGCUGGGCCUGACAGAUACUAACCGUAUAUAACUUGAAAGAUUUAUGAGGAUUGCUUGUCCUGGCAUGGCGAUUGUUGUUCAACUAGUGGUUGGGAAACGUGUCUUAUUUAAUACAUGUUCUGGUUACCAGAAAGUAAUACAUAACAAUGUAAUUAGGUAUGAAAUUUAGGGGCCUACCUCUAUAACCUUGCAGUUGAAAUAACCAAGAAGGCCCCUCUGCAACCAAUGUGAGUAAUCUUAAACCUGGAAACAGAACUGCAUUAAUUGACAUUCAUAUGUAAUGAAAAUUGCAUUGUAUAACAGAAGUGCAUUAGAAGAGUAUGCUAUAAUGUUUAGAACUGUAUAAGAAAGCACUUGAGCAUAGAGCGGUGACCUAAAAAUGCUAAUUAACAUGCUUUAACUCCUAUGUAAAAUACACAUACUAUGGUUUUAAGAACCGUUAUAACACAUAAAUACUAUGCAGUUUGUUUAGUGAAUAAUAGCAACAUAGGAAAUUUAAACAUGAGGCAAAUGGAACCAUACGAAUUUCAAACACGAAAUGCAGUACUAAUGAGAACAAGGCUGUGAUCGGCUGAACAAACGAAUUGAACACUCAUUGCCUUAUGCAAGCGUAUAGUAAGAGGUGGUGAAAUGUACGAUAGAUUGCACGAAAGCGGGUCUAUAUGAAAGGUAACAGUGUAUGUAUAAACGUUUAUGUAUGAUAUUUUUUAUACGAAUUGGAACGUGAGCGCUUACGAAAGGACUGCACGAAACGCGUGUUUUACACGAAAGGUAGCAACGUACGAAUGAAUUGUAACAAUGUAUUUUAGCUGAACAGGUUUUAAUAGAUACUGAAGAAUUGGUUCUAUGUGAGGAAAAUGAAAGUUUAUACGAAUGCCCAUUUAUUUUAAGUGCCGUGGUAACCGAACAGAAAAUUAAAUGAACGUGUGGUCUAGUGAAAGUACAGGGGUGUGUUCGUAUGGAAAGAGUAUAACUUACAGUUAGCCGUUCGUGCACUGGCUUUCUAGUUAUACUCACGAAUACAGAACUGAGAGGUUUUUUUUUCAACAAACUGCCGGCGGGCGGGAAAAUGACGUCAAGCCAUAAGACUUGCUCUUCCCACAGACAUCACACAUCUGCAGUGAUGUUACUACUGCAAAGGAUUCUGGGUUGGCAUAUGCAAAUUAGUUUAACAAAGAAUCACAUUUUUUGCCUCAUUCCAUUUUAAACAUAGAUUCCUUUUUGAGUUUGUGUUUGCUGUAUUCAAUCGCUUUGAAACACAACUUGGGAAAAGAUGCAAAGCCAGUGAACCACUCAUGGGCAGCUGUUUCAUUUUUAAUGCAAAUUGUCAGCCUGAGGUUGGUUACUGGUUUGCUUAUUGAGGCUGCUGUAUACAGCAAACAGACUCAAAGGAAUCCAUGUUUAAAAUGGAACAAGGCAAAAAUGUGAUUCUUUGUUAAAGUAAACUGCAUAUGCCAACCCAGAAUCCUUUGCGGUAGUAACAUCACUGCAGAUUUGUGAUUUCUGUGGGAAAAGGAAGUCUUAUGGCUUGACUGGUGUGCAUAUUUUUGUUUAACAUUGUAUUAACUAUCCACACUUCAGGUGGAAGGUGUUUUCAAUCACAACUUUUUGCCCCACUAUAAUUUUUUUUUUUUUUUUAUAAUUAUGGGUUAACUAUGUCCUGAUGAAAGUUCUUAUAAAGAGCUGAAAUGUCAAAUUUGUAUGUAUACAGAAAAAUAUAUAUAUAUAUAUAUAUAUAUAUAUAUAUAUAUAUAUAUAUAUAUAUAUAUAUAUAUAUAUAUAUAUAUAUAUAUAUAUAUAUAUAUAAUUUAUUUAAUUACAUUACAAUACACACACUUGUGAUUGCACUCUACAUGAAGUUAAUUUAUCACAUACAUGUUUCAGACCAUCGGCAUCUCGUCGGUUCUUCACCAUGUCCGACUGGAGGGUUUUCCCACCAACAACCAGCCACUGAUGUAGAGGAAAAGGGAUCCACUGCUGAGGGUAAGUAACACAUGCUUUAAGUCAUCUAUUGUAGCAUGCAUAUGUCAUAAAACCGGUAAGUCAUAGUAGGUUUUUAGACCAGCCAUAUGCUGCUUUCAUUAGAAGUUGUAUUAUGUAAUAUAUAUAUAUAUAUAUAUAUAUAUAUAUAUAUAUAUAUAUAUAUAUAUAUAUAUAUAUAUAUAUAUAUAUAUAUAUAUAUAUAUAUAUAUUAAAUAAGUUAUUGCAAUAGAGCUGUAAUGGUAAUAGCCUAGGAAUGAGUAAUCUAUAAUAUCACUACAUAUCUUAUUUACAAGUUUUAAUAAUGUUGUAGUUGUUCAGAUAAUUAGUUUAAAAAAUGUUUGCUUUGACAUAAAUAAAUGUAUUUAGAACAAGACCAAAAUAGAAUUGCAAACAUAUUUGACGGAUGCUUACAAUGUUCUCCCAUAUAGGCUCUGAUGGUACACUGCCAUUGGAGGAAGCAGAGAAGGGUAUCAUCACACUCCCAGAAAUGGAUCCCGGUUCUAUGGAGGUGCAAAUGACACCAGAGGCUGUUGACACACCACAUGUUCCUACACACAUGGUAAUGCUGUGUGAGGCUCUCAAGGCUCGCCAAGCAGUACUGGAGAGGUCCAUACAGCAGGAUAGGGAGAGAAAGAAUGAACUGUUAGGGAAUGUAAUUACAGAGGUACGCUCCAUGUCUAAUGUUUUAAGUGAGGGUGUUAGGCAAUUCUCAGCAUCAAUAGUCUCCUUAGAAAGACAUGGGCAGCGCUUCAUGGAGAUGAGGGAGGAAAAGUACAUUUUAAUGCGUGCCCAAGCUGCCCACAAUUUGGGCAUGACCAUUGAUGUUGUGGAUGACAUAAUUCGAAAACGACGUGCUCAGGAUUUUCAAAGAAGGGAGGAUGAUGAAUAGAAUGUCCUCCUAAUAGUCCACAACGUGAACAUAACUGACACUGUUCAUAGGUUGUUAUAUUAUCUUAUUUAUGUUCUAAUUUUAAUUAUUCUUCCCCCAACAUAUACGUCUGUAUUAUCCUCUUAAUUACUUUGGACAAACCUGCCUCUGUUUGUUUGCUUUCUCUCACUUUAUUUAAUUAAAUGUAUAUUUAAUACCA